GCUGUGAUGCUGGACCAGAAGGGCCAUGGGGCUGACCCUGCUGGCUCUUCUUAUCUCCUUAUGCACAGAGCACGAGAGCUACUCUAUACACGUCUGGCCUAGGACCUAGUGGCAUUCAUACAAUACAAAGGCCUUUCCCGAUGAAAACCUGUUCUUUCUUACGAUGUGCAGGACCAUGAGGGUGAUCUAGAAACGAGAAGAGGGAGUGUGGAGGGGCCCCUGGGGUCGGGGUGUGGCGAGUGCAGAGGGAAGAGUCAAGGACCAUCCGUAGAAUCUUCUGGGCAUGAUCCAUGUUCUCACGUAGCUGCAUUGUUUUAUACUUUCCGGAUAGCCCAUGGUCAUCUUCUAAAGUGCGGGGUUCUAUUUCCCACAUCCAGCAGGGACAGGAGGGCUUUCUUUCUUUCUCCCUCCCCGUCUCCUGUGUCGCGAUGACUUCAGCCGCUCGGCUCCCCCCCGCCUUGCUGGGCGCGCCCAUUGGCUGCCAGCCCCGGCGGCGGCGGCGUCUCCUCCCGGCCGCGUGUUGCAGGAAGUGCCGGUCGGGCGCUGCAGCCUCUCAGCUGAUCGGGGCGGCGGAAGCGCCUCCCCGCUUGGCCGGCGCCGGACUUUGCCCGGGGAAGCGCGCCGCGGAGCGCCGGACUUCCUUCUGGGAGCAUCUCGCUGCUUUCUCUCUCCGCCGCUUGGGCCAUGGAAGGGAAGCCGAGCGCGCCUCCGUCCUUCCCGCGGGGUCCCCGGCUCAGCCCCUGACAAAAGCAGCCCUUCGCCGGAGACUCGCGCGCCCGGCGCCUCGCCCUCUCUUCUUCUCCGCGGAAGGCAGGAAAUAUCUAUCUAUCUAUAUUAACGAAGAUUCCUCGCCGACCUCGAAGGAGAGGAGGAGGAGGAAGGAAGGGGGAUGCCCUGCCGCCGCUCCCCCUUCCCCGCCAGACUGCGAUGAGCGCAUCUGGGGGGCGUCGGCAUGGCAUCCUUCAAGCCCUUCGGCCAGGCUGGGCCGAGAGAAGACGAGGAGGACGGAGGCGACUUGGACCGCUCUCUCCAGCAGAUGCUUCGGGCGAUAGUGGAGGAGAGGAACCGCGUCAACAUCCGCCAGGAGAUCAGCGGGCUGGGUGAGUGAGUGGCCGGGGCUUCCCGGGGAGGAAGAGGAGGGCGGACACCCCCGCCAGGGCAGCUCUCUGCCCCGAUGCGCUGCCGUAGCGGUGCGUGUUGCUGCUGCUGCUGCUGAAACAGAAUAAACGCAGCGCGUAGCUUUGGCCGGCCUUGGCCACCUUUUCAGAUUGGAAGAGACAGACCAACAGGGCCAAAGGCAACCCGGUAGCCCCAGAAACCUGGCAGCUGACCCUUCUUCGUGCCAUGGAGAUAAAGGGAGGAGGGGGAGUUCAUAUGCUGCGUUUCUCUGAGCGGGCGAGGCUGCUGUCAAAGGCACAGAACCAAGACAUCGCGCUCUCUUUGUUGUUAUAAAAGUGGCAGCCCAGUUUUUGGCUACUUUAUAGAUCCAUAGCUUUUAGGGUGUGAACCAGAUGCAAAAGAGGCCUACUUAAUUUCUAAGAAGAAGACGUGCCAGUACCCAGGUCUGUUUGGAAACAGGCUCCUGUGAUCUGCAAAUCCUUCCGCCAGAUUCCUGAUAAGAUUGAGCUCUUUGUCGAUAUUUAGUGGGGAAGGAAAUGUACUCUGCACUUGCUCAAGGACGCAUUGGUUCCUGUCCCUCCUUCGUAUGUUUCAAGGAUUAAAAUAUGCCAGAGGUGGGCCCAGGAGCAUAUAAACCCCACAAGAGAAUACAAGACUCCUUGUACUCCCCUCCCAAAAAGAUUUUUAUUUACCUAAACAAGAAAAAGGUAAUUUUAGGAGAUAGUUUCAUGACAAACUGCCCCUCCCCUCAUGUUCACUUCAGGGCUUCCUGCUUAGUUGAUAAGCAGAUGCUGAAAGCAGGGUGGGAAUUUGUGUCUGCUGGUGAUCUGUGAAUAUAACAGUGGCAAGCAUGUCUUAUUCUGUUAGCUAACCCACAUCACAUGCUCUUAUGUAGGCAAUCUUGAGGUAUGAGAAACAGCAUGCUAAGCAGUUCUUAGAAACACUCUGCCUGUCAAAAUAUGGUUACUAGGCCCCAAAAUCCACAUGUUUGGGGUUUCUGUAUAUUGCUUCAAUGUAUAGUUGAUGCCUGUUGCUCCCUUAACAAUGCCGAAAACCGCAAUGGAGCAGUACAUGACUAUCUUGAGGUUGCUUGUCUAGAUUUGACAAAGUUUGUCUUCUCUUCCGGUUGUUAAAUUGAUCAGGAGACUGUUGUAAGUGGCCACUAGUCCAACUGCUUGUGGCAAAAGAGAACUGUCUCCCCACAGAGAGGCCUUUGCAAGCGGUAAGAGAGUCUGGGUUCUGUUUUCCCUUCAUUCUGUGUUUGCAUCAUGAAAGGCUAGCAGAGAUAUGCCUGUCUGAGCUAUUAAACGUUUUUGUUGGGCUAUUUACUAGUCUGAGAUAGAUGGUGGGAGAAGACAGCUAGAUAGCAGGAAAGGGAUGGAGAGUGUGCAUUUCUGGGGGCUCACUGGAAAGCACUGCAGCAUCAUAGUUUAAUUGAAAUCCGCAUGGCUUGGUUUUCCGUCUUUCCCCACCUCUUUUACUUACACACUUGCUCAGAUAGCCAGCAUAGAGCCUUUUCUUCAUUGUCUCUCUUAUCUCUGACUCAUGGCUGUAAUUUAUGGUGCAUGGAUCCUAUUGUCAGAGCAGGAGCCACAGGAGCAUUUUGUAUGUGCGGACUCUGCCUAACAGCUGAGAUCUCACAUCACAUGGAAACAAUCCAUAGCCAUCUGUGAGGGAAUUUGAUAAAGCAGCAUUGAUUUUAUUGCUCUGGGAGAAAACAAACUGGAAAACAAAACUGAAGCUUUAUGCUGAGAGAAUAAAGCUGGCUGUGUACUUCUGUAUCUAGAAAGCCAUGUAAACAAGAAUAUCUUUUUCUCUCCCCACAUCCCACUCCCCCCAAAAGAAAUUGGACCUUGACUGCUUCCUGUGUUGAUCCAACACCUGCAGUGUGUUCUGAGGUCUAUGUCGGGAUAGGAUCUGGCCUAAUCUCUGUGUAAAUAGGUUAAGAGCUUUAAAAGUAAUCUGUUUUCUGUUGCUUCUAAUAUCCUUUGAAGAUGUUGGUCAAAACUUCUAACAGGUUUGCCUUGCUUACACUCCUAGGAAUACAUUCCUGUAGAACAGCUGAGUUAUCUUGUCCUCCCUCCCCCCCCCAUCCUAAAAUUUAUUUGGGGGCACAGCAGGGUUUCCCUUUCCCAGUGAAAACAUCAGUUCUAUGGGGCUCUCAGGGUUCACAGAAGGUCAAGAUGAGGUCCAACAGCCCCACGUGAAAGUCGACACCCUAGGGCACUUUCUAAAAUCCUCCAUAGCGUUCAAGGGCUCUGGGGCACAGGCAUGUGGGUUCCUCAGUAGAAUAGUUGGUGUGGAAAGUGUUCCCUGAAGGUUGAAAGUGUGGAAAAGCAAUUUGUGGUGGAUGUUUCUGCAAUGAACUUUUAUUUGAAUCAAGUGAGUGACUUUUCUGUAACGUUGCCUUUUGGUUGUGCUGCCAUUGUAGCUGCUUUAUUGCAACAAAUUAGGCAUUCAGAAAUGGCCAGCCCCUAGCCAAGUUUAAGUGACUAGGAGUGGCUGCCGAGAUCUCAUAACACCGGUCCUGAAAGACCUACAUUGGCUCCCAGUACAUUUCCAAGCACAAUUCAGUGUUGGUGCUGACCUUUAAAGCCCUAAAAGAGCCUUGGCCUAGUACACCUGAAGGAGCGUCUCCACCCCCAUCGUUCUGCCCGGACACUGAGGUCCAGUUCCGAGGGUCUUCUGGCGGUUCCCUCACUGCGAGAAGUGAGGCUAAAGGUAACCAGGCAGAAGGCCUUCUCGGUAGUGGCACCUGCCCUGUGGAAUGCUCUCCCAUCAGAUGUCAAGGAAAUAAACAACCACCCAACUUUUAGGAGACAUCUGAAGGCAGCCCUGUUUAGAGAAGUUGUUAAUGCUUGAUUCUAUUUUUCAUAGAAUCAUAGAGUUGGAAGAGACCACAAGGGCCAUCAAGUCCAACCCCCUGCCAAGCAGGAAACACCAUCAGAGCACUCCUGACAUAUGGUUGUCAAGCCUCUGCUUAAAGACCUCCAAAGAAGGAGACUCCACCACACUCCUUGGCAGCAAAUUCCACUGUCGAACAGCUCUUACUGUCAGGAAGUUCUUCCUAAUGUUUAGGUGGAAUCUUCUUUCUUGUAGUUUGGAUCCAUUGCUCCGUGUCCGCUUCUCUGGAGCAGCAGAAAACAACCUUUCUCCCUCCUCUAUGUGACAUCCUUUUAUAUAUUUGAACAUGGCUAUCAUAUCACCCCUUAACCUCCUCUUCUCCAGGCUAAACAUGCCCAGCUCCCUUAGCCGUUCCUCAUAAGGCAUCGUUUCCAGGCCUUUGACCAUUUUGGUUGCCCUCCUCUGGACACGUUCCAGUUUGUCAGUGUCCUUCUUGAACUGUGGUGCCCAGAACUGGACACAGUACUCCAGGUGAGGUCUGACCAGAGCAGAAUACAGUGGCACUAUUACUUCCCUUGAUCUAGAUGCUAUACUUCUAUUGAUGAGGCCCAGAAUUGCAUUGGCUUUAAUAUUCUGUUGGGAGCCGCCCAGAGUGGCUGGGGUAUAAAUAAAUUGUUGUUGUUGUUGUUGUUGUUAUUAAAGUUGCAUUCUGCCCUCUCUGUUUCUCUUUUGUGUGCUGCCACUACAGUGGUGCCUCGCAAGACGAAAUUAAUCCGUUCCGCGAGUCUCUUCGUCUAGCGGUUUUUUCGUCUUGCGAAGCAACCCUAUUAGCGGAUUAGCGCUAUUAGCGGUUUAGCGGCUAUUAAAGGCUUAGCGGCUAGCGGCUAAAGGCUAUUAGCGGCUUAGCGGAUUAGAAAAAGGGGGGGGGAAGCGGGAAAAUAUUCUCAAGACUCGCAAGACAUUUUCGUCUUGUGAAGCAAGCCCAUAGGGAAAUUCGUCCUGUGAAGCGCAUCGAAAAACGGAAAACCCUUUCGUCUAGCGGGUUUUCCGUCUUGCGAGGCAUUCGUCUUGCGGGGCACCACUGUACCUUGUGUCUCAUGUGCCACCGUAGUGCCAAGAUGUCUUGGACUGACCAGCAGUUCUUACACAGCACCUGAAUUCUCUCCCAGUGUUUGAUAAUGCAGCAGUUCUCUGGUUAUUGUCGGACUGAGUCAUAUGUUGUUGUUGGAUGUGUGUGAAAUCACAAGCUUAUUAGAUGGUUUGAGGCUCUUUUGUUUAGCUUUUCUUCCCACCUCCAUCUCCAUCUGAAUCAGACCCUCCCGGCUCUGAGUGACUUCCUAGUGUCUGUCAGGGUCUAAUAACCUUUGGGUCUGUGCAAAUAAAGGCUAAAGAUUCUCUAUGCUUGUUGUUCAUACUAGGUACUUCUUUAGAAAACAGUAAGCUUGAGAAAAUCUAUACAGCCCAAUCCAUCUCUUUAGAAGCCUAUUGUGAAAUAACUGCCAAGGAAGGCAAUGUGGGUAGCUUGGGAUUCUGAAUAUAAUACUGUUCUCUGUCAAAGUCAAAGUGACUUAGGUUAUGUAUUCAUUUUUGCUCUUGCAGUUUUUCCAGUGCAAAUAUGUACGCAUGUGACCAAAUCUGUAAAAUGUUUGCAGUCACAAGGUAAAAUAAUGAAGCUGUAUCUAAGUAUAGGCCAGUCAUCAGUUUUGACCAGUCCCUUUCACUUCAGGAAUGUUGCCCGCUAUUUAUAUUUUUGUUCCAUGUACCAUAUAUCUAUUUUUCUGUAUGUUCAGUCUUAUGUUUUUAAUGUAGUACUGUAAAUAAAUCUAGCCAAGAUUUCAUUUCCUCUUUAUGUUAACACAUAAAGAGUCAUGUUGUAUUUCCAUUUCCAGCUAUUUCAGCAAUAAACUGCAUGCUCCUGCCUACUGGAGCUGUUUAUUUUAAUUACAUCAGGAGAUCUGAACCUCAGUCUGUGACAUCACAUAUAAGUGGGGUCAUUGUAACAGUGAAAAAGUCUGUUAAAAUAUCAGACGUCCAUAUAGCAUCAUCUCACAUAAGCAGGGCAAUUUGUGUUCUGCUUUUAAAACAGAAAGGGAGAAAUCCUGCACAGAGAUUAAGCAUAUUUGCAUAGGGCUAAUUACUUUGCCUAAUUUGUGGCCAAACUGCAUGUCAGAGUUCAAAAACAAACAUACACACACGGUUACUUUUAUUUUUUAGGAAAAGCAGCUGGUGGGCCCUGAAAGUGCCAUUAGCAGGGGCCCAAUCUAGAUUGGGAAUAUGGUGCUGGUCCAGUGACUCCCCAGGCUCUGUUCCCUUCAAAAUAAAAGUAGUGUGACCCUAUUCUUUUUUUUCUGGUUAUGAAAAGGGCAAAAAACCAUGCACCUAAAAAUGGGACUUGCUGUGCAUCUUUGUAAUUUCCAUGGAAAAUUAAUGGAUGACCCUUGACAACGUGGGGUGCAGUGAGGUACAAUAAUGGCUUCACUCUUCUAUCCAGACACCAAAAAGCAGGGGCUCCUGAGGCAGAGGCAGAGGCAGCAGAUACCUUGAUCUGCUAUCCCUAAUAGAAAAACCACGCUGAGUGCCUGCCUUGUCCUCUUCCUUUAAUCUGUUUUGCCUGCUGCAAGAGUGGUUGAUGGUUUUGGCAAAUGUGCCAGAUUUAGACAACAGUGUGAGUCAGUGCCAGUCCAGUAGCUAUUGCAGUAUACAUGCCAAGCCCUGUGCUUUGGUACGUGUGUCAGAAAAGUCUUGCUGGAUCAGACCAGGGAUCAACUGGGUGACCCCCACGCUGGCCAGCUGUGGCUCUUUGUCUCCAGUAUGUUGUUGGCUUGCCCUCCCCCCAUGCCUAAGUGUGGAUCGUGCCAACUUUGGCUGACAGAAUCUGGCAACAUCUGGAUGGCCUCAGGUUCCCAGUCUCUAGUUUAGAGGGAUAUUUGUUGCUGCCUCUGAACAUGCAGCUUUUGUUUCACUAUUAUUAUUAUUAAAUAGGGCACAUGACAAGACAUUUAUUCUAUAUAAGUUGCACCAUUGUUGUGUUACAUGGGUCCCAAGAAACAUAUGAAAAGCGCAUUUCAAUUAAUAUAUAUAAGAAUCUCAAAGAAGAGAAUGAAGUUAAAUUAUGUAGUUUUUUUCUUUUCAUUUGUUGGGGGGGGCAUGUGUUUUUGUAACUAAUGUAACACACUAAACCAUCAUACAUUUUAGUGUCCUAAGCUCAUCUAAUUUUGUUCCUAAUGCAACAUUUAUUAUCAUUUCUCCAAAUGAGAAACCAAAACUAUCAAUACAAUAAAGGGCAAUUAACCUAGACUCUGUUUUCUUGAGAGAUUUUUUAACUGCACUUAGGGGGGAAAAUUAGACAAAUUCUGAGUCAUGCUUUGCUUAUCAUGCUUCUGGUUGUUUUAUUCAUGUGUAGAAUACCAUCUUGAGAAACUUUUGCCAGAUACUGAACUUUGGAAAUUUAGAAUGAUAUAGAGCAUGGUAACUAUAUGUGAAAAUGAAAAAUGGGACAGUAGAUUGACAUGUUCAUGGAAUUCCCCUAUUAUCUUAUAACAAAUUACAAAUGUGUUUUGGAUAAUGUUGGAUUAAAAUCCUAGUGAUGGAAAUAGAGCAACUGUACAGUAGAGUCUCUCUCUCUCUCUCUCUCUUUCACCCACCCACCCACCUCAAGUUCUAGGGUGGGGAGGCCAUCCUUGUGCUGACCUUUGAACCCAGCAGGUAUAGCCAUCCAGAAGGAUGAGAAGGCGUCUCUGCUGACCUGGUGACUAACUUUGAUGACUCCUGACUCAGGAUGGCAAGGGUGGAAAAGAAGCAGCAGCAAAGCAGCAUGCUACUGUGCAUUAGCCGUUUCCAUGCACUCACCCACCUGGAAAUAUUGCAUCUGAAGGCCCAGGGGAAAGGGCCUGGUCUUAGAGAGUUCUCUAGCAUGCAUCAGAACACAGUGACCUCUUAAGAAAGCACCCUUGUGCCUCUCCAAAUGGCAAGACAGGAUGGGGUUUUACAAGAGACAGCGAAGAAUAGGGACUGUCUUUGGAAAAGAGAGUGAGAAUACGUUCUUUUCCCUUGGUGAGUGGCUGUCAAGCCCAAGUCAGAUUUAAGGCUAAAAAAGCUCAAGGAGGGAGAGCAGGAGAAGCCCAGAAGUUCUCCAUCAGCAGUUGGCACCUGGGCAGCAGGCUGAGCAGGUGUGCAAGUCUCCCUGGGCACAGUCUUCACCACUAUUUGCGGAUGGAGUGCCCUUCUGUUUGAAUUGUUGCAAUCCUUUCUUUCUUUCUAUCUAUCUAUAUAUAAGCAUGUGCAAAUGUGUGCCCUCUUUUUUCUUCUUGGCCAACUAGAAUUGGCCACCCACCUAUUUCUUUGUCAUCUGUGUCACACCUAGCAUAGUAAUCUGUGAUUAUCUCCAUUAGAUACUUCUCCAGUAGAAAUGGUAAUACAUAAUUCAUGCUUUGCAUAAUUCAUUCCAGAUUUGUAAAGGAUUUAUCCUUUUGCGUGAAACACUGUUACUUAACCUUAACUUCAAAAAGAAAGUUGUGGGCUGUUUUUUGUGUGUGAGUUUGUGUGGAACACUCUGGGUGGGCGGCUUGCUUUCACUCAGAACACAAUUUCCUUGCUAGGGCUCAGCCCUAGAAUAAGUUGAGGCGGUGUCUGUCAGUAUUGACUGGUCAUAGUAGCCAGAAUUCAUGCCAGUGGGCCAAUGGGGAGGAUUUCCAAGGGUGGUAGUUGGCAAACAGGCUUGAACCUUGCAAUGUUCAGUUGCAGAAAAAUGAGAAUAACAGCUCUUUAAGGAAUAACAAUCUAUCUGAGUAAUAAUGUUUUUGUGUCUGGAAUUGACAUAUACUUCCCUGUUUGCUACAAAGCCACAUCAUCCUUCCAUAUGAGGUUGGGUCAUUGUGAGUGGCAGCUUAUUUUGGGCACAGAUACAACCUGAGUCCUGCCUACUUCAGAUAAUUGUUUUCCUUAGAAAGGCCUCCCUCCCUCAAUGAGGGUCAAUUCCUUUCUUUCCUUCUCAACAAGUGGGCCCUUCAACAAAAUGUUGCAGUUUCCCUCACAUGUAGGGCUGUUUUGAGCCCUAGGCAAGGUUAACAACUUGCACCUGCAACACCCCCCCCCACAUUGCUAAAUUCAGUUUUCAAAAACAGAUGUAUUGUAGAAAAAAAUGAAAACUACAAAACUUGAAAUUGCUAAAUUUAUUUUAAAUUGCAAGAAUAUAUAAUACAACAACCUUUAAUUAUCUUUCUGAAAUGCAAAAGAAGAUCCAAAUCUCACUUUCCAUUCCUUUUCCUUUGUAAAUUUCCCAACCAAUUAUUUCAAGUCGAGCCCUGAUGCUAGGGCAUGUUCAGUGGAUAUAGCUGCCAAACCAGCAACUAGUUUCUUCUGCAACAUUGUUGAGCGUAUGUAAGUUUUUAUAAGUUUGAGCUUUGAGAAAUUGCGUUCGCCACUUGCCACUGACAAGGGAAGAAGUGUGAGAAUGAUCCUUAGAGCAACAGAAACAUUAGGCGCAUUAUCCAGGAGUUUUUAUUGUAGUAUGAAGAGAAGUUCUCCUUGUAGCUGCAUAGACUUUGGAAGUCUUUGAACUAUUGUUAUAAGUUCACAGCACAGAUCUUCAGCAUCAAUAUUUUUGCAGUAGUGGUUUUUCCAAAUUCUCACAGGCAUUAAGUACAUCUUCAGUAGAUUUUUUUUGUUGAUACUGUAUAUAUCAUACAGGUAGCCAAAUAGGGAAUUAUAAUGUUAUAACUUUUGGAAUCUCUCUUCAACAUAACCACUAAUCUACUCUAUGGACUAUCUAUUUCAAUUAUACAUAAACAACAAUUCUAAUGUAUGAAUUACUCAAAACUGAUAAAAGUAAAAGAUUAUCAGAAAUUUAUACGAUAUAACCAAAACUAAUCUGUAUAAAACACCCUGUCCCUCAGUGGAGAGUACUUCUCCUCUCUGAGUUUUGUACCCUCAGCAGCUGCCUAGUUGGCCCUGCUGAGCCUGUGGCUGAGGAUGUAGGUAACAAAAAAGUUAGCUCCAAAGGCAGGAAUCCCUAAUUCCAAGUGUUUUUCAUCUGAAAUAUUUUAAUAGUUCAAUAGUUCAGUUUGCAGCCAAGCCAAUGGAUUUGGCUGAGGGGAGGCGGGAGGAGGCAAACUAAGUCAUCCUACUUCUGGUUGCAUUUAACAGUGGAUUAUGAGCAUAGCCCCCCUGCCACUUGCAGUAGAGGUAUAAUGAUCAGCUACAUUGCAGGCUUGUUGUGCAUUAUUUUCUCAGACUGACCUGCAAUCUGAGGAUAAAAACAAUGGAUAGCUGUAGCCCAUCUCUCAACCUGUGAUGGGGUCCAGUAUCUCUGGACAACACUGGAAGCUUGUUUUUUGGAGCCUGACCAGUGUAUGAGCUACACAGCAGGGCUUUCAUAAGACACUCUUUCCUAACCUGCAGUUUGGGGGAUAAUGGACUGUAUUAGCUGUGAAAAUUUGCAUUGGCACUUACAUUUUUAAACUUCUCCUGCUAAAGAAGAACUGAAUUAGAGUAGGAGCUCUUGUCUUUGCUGCUGCCUUUUGGGCUUUUGGAGGAUGGAUUUGCUGUUGCCCAAUUGUGCCUUUAUUAAAAUACAGGAUUUCUUGAAUAUUUUCUGUUCCAGCGGACAUAUAAAAAUUGCUUUACACUGUGAAUCAGGAAGUGACCUUUCCUGACAUUGGUGCUUUCUUCAUAAUGUGUCUCUGCCCCCCUAUUUCAGUUGGCACCCCCCAUCUGAGCCACUGAACAUUCUGUACUUCUAAGUUACUUAUGGGGCAGUUCCACCCCCCCCAGGUUUUUUCUGCAGUUUGUGGUAUUCUGCACACCUCCUGCUCAUCCCUUUGUCUGCUGAUGCCUCUCUCAUGUAUGAAUGGUGUCCUUUGAGUUAUGUAAGUGUGAGCCUGGUAUGCUUUUGGUAUAUGGAAUUGAUGUGGGAACUCUUCAAUGUAGUCUGUUCCUAUGUCAAACUUGUAAUGGCUGAAUUCAGAAAACAUGUGGGACAAAUGGAUGGUGAUAUUUAAAUCUCUAUUAUUACUGUAAUGAGGAAUAAAAAAAUAAAAUGUUAAAGCUGGCAGCUCUUUCUAUCAAUGUGUAGCUACAGUUUUGUAAGCAAAAGCUACCUUGCACUUUCUUCAACAUCCACAGUCAGACUUUGGUAACAUGCGCAUUUAUGUAAAUGUAAUAGGCUUUAAUUGAUGAAAAAGCAGGUCACUAAAAUUCUCUAUUUGAUUGUUGGACCUAUUAAUUUGUGCGUCAAAUAUAUUUUUAAUAACCGUUGAAAAACAACACUACUGUUGCAUUUACUGAAACAGUGUUUGGAUUUCUGAAACUGUACAAGGCGAGGGAGGGAGGGGUGAUCUAGGUUAAUUGGUGGCUGGCAGCCUGGAAAGAGGACUGUCUUGUCUGCUUUGUUUCUUAGUCUUGCAGCUUGCUGAAAAAGAAAAAGGAAUGUGAGCAGGAAGUUAAUAAAGGUUUCUGCUUGCUUGUCAGUUCCCCUGGUGGCAGAACUGUGGCAUAAAGGCAUCCUAUGCCUUGUUCCAGAGUUCUGACAGGAGGACAUGAUUUUAACUCACUCCCCUUGCUCAGCAGACUGGAUGAUGUCACCACAGGUCUUGGCUGCACAUUGAGGGGUUGCCCUUGCCAUGUGCAUCCUGCUGUUGCUCAGAGCUCUAACUGGCUGUAUCUUAGUAUCGGUUCUUUCUCUGUUGUAUUUUUCCUCGAUAGCAUCAGCCAGUAGUGUCAGGCUCUGCAUUCUUGUCUUUGAUUUAGAGCGUAGCUUAGAAAUAUGCACAGUUAAGUCUCUCUCUCUCUCCCUCUCUCUCUCUCUCUCUCAUAUCCUCUGGCACCUAUAGAAAAGGACCCUUCCGACCAUAAGAUUUGAGUGAUAUCCAAUGUUAGUCAUGCAGUAUGACUUAGUUGGAUAUCACACCCCUUGCUUUCAGUAUGAUAAGCCUUUAGGACACUACCUUCUGAUCCCCACCCCCUACAUAAUCUGCCACUUAGAGGAAGCAAACCUUGCAUGCUGAGCUUAACAACAACAACAUACCUCUUUAAAUUCCUUAUGGAUGAAUAUUCUGCUGCCAUUCACUUGGAAGUGUAGCUCUUAUUUUUCAGAUUGGUGUGCGUGUGUUUAACUACUGUCAGUUGUAUACAGGAAGUCACAGAGGGGUGAGCAAUCUGUUCUUAGUAUUUAACUCCAAUUUUAUUAGUAAGGAGAACUUGUGGUUUGCUGCUUCUGCUUGUGUUAAUUCCCCUUAAGGAAAACAAGAGCUAAAAUUUGGGGUGAACUAUUCAGAAGGCCAACACAUCUCAGUGAGACGUACCCUAUAGCUCUUCAUAUGUUGUUUUCGGAGUUUACAAUUGUUUAAAUAGCGAACAGGCUUUUUUAAAAAAAUAUGAAACUACCUUACACAGCCAGACCUUUGAUCUGCCCCAUUGCCUGUGGUAGUCCAAAGUCUCAGUCAGAGCCUGCCCCCCCUUCCAUAAUAUCCUUUAACUAAGGAUGCCAGGGGUUCUAAGCAUGCGCUCUGCUUCUGUUUUGUUGUGCUGCUUUAAUGAAGGCAUUCAUGACAGUGCCAUUUUUUGUGUGGAGACUCAGAUCUCUUCCUGGCAGUAGAAUGUGUUUUCUCUUCUAUUAAUGCAAGAUGCCAGAGGUCCAAAGAAAAGCCCACAUAUAACUUUGGCUGCAGUUCAGUACUUUUUUUUAAAUGCAGUCAAUUCUGUGGUAGAACUCCCUGGGCUGCAUUUGGAGGAACUCCAGAAUUUAAAUAAUCAUUAUUUAGAUCUCACUUCUAUUAUUAGUGAUGGAAAAUUGCUGAGUGGGGCUUCCAGGGAUACCUUGUUUCAGAAUUAGUAAGCCUCCAUUGGGCUGCUGCCAAACCCCAGCAGGCAGGCCCGCUUUAGAGGAAUUGAUUUAAGGGGACUGCAGAGCAUUUGCAAAUCCAGUUGAAGGGCAUGACAGCUUUGGGUGCUCAACAGCUCUGAAGAUCAAUAAUGGAGCCAGCAACUGAAAUGUGCAAGAUCGGUCAUAAACAUGUUCUUCUAGAUGCUUUGUAAGAAUAUGUUUCAACACAGCAGCAGUAUUCAGAUGGAAUAUGAAACCAUGGGUUAGUACUGUUAAGAACUACGCUAGCAGUCCCUGGGCUCCCCUGCUCCCCAUUCACCAGUUCCCCUCCAGCAAUAGCCGUGAAGAUGGGAUGGAAAACACCUGCUUCCGUUACGAUGUGCUGUGGUUUAGUGUGGCAUCUGAACUCUGAAUUGUGGUUAAUCUAAACUAUGGUUUGUAGAAAUGAGCCACCUUCAUUAGCUGCAGUUGGAAGUUGGCUUCCUUUCACUACCCAUACUUAAGAUUAACCACUUUUGUGGUGUCUUAAGGUUAUGUGAAGCACAGAUUCAUAGAGCUGGUAAACAAUGGUGUGAGUUUUCCAGAAAAAAAUCAUUGACCUAAAUUGACCACCUUGAUAUAUCCUAUAAAAGUGCAGUUUAUAAAUAUUUCCAGUGAAUUUUUUUCUGGGGAUACUCAAAGGAUAUGCAGGACUGGCACCUCCCCCCCCCGAAGAAAAGCACUGAGUAUUUCAAUAAAUAAACACAUACAGUACAUAAAUAAUAAAGUUGGUGAAGUGAACCAUGUUAAUUUUAUGUGCUGUGUAAAUAUCUUGAAAUGUUUUCCCAAUAGUGAAAAGUUUUUGAACUGUAAUGCUUAAUUGGGGGCUGAAUCAGUAAAAUACACUUCAUGUAGCUUAAAUGUCACAAAAUAUUGAAUCCAAUUCAAAGCUUUGCCUGGAAUUUUUUUUGCUGAAAUACUUUUAUCCUCUUGAAAAUUUCAAACAGUGUAAGCAAUGUCUUAAAUGUCUUAAGAUAUUGAAGGCAUUUAACACACUAAUUUCAUAUUUCCUCAGUAUUUAUGCUUUUGCACCUAUUAUAUAUACAGCCAAAAUGCAUCUUAAAAACUUGACUGGUAUGCCCAAUCUGUGGGCAAGAGGGUAUCUGGGUCACUCUGGUUCUUUUCUGUUGCCACUUACCUUUUGCAACAGGGUUCUGCUGGCCUUUGAGCAAUGAAUGUCUAGUGCCACCAUCCUCGCCUCUUUAACUAGCAAGUAUUCCCAAGGCAGGGACGCGGGUGGCGCUGUGGGUAAAACCUCAGUGCCUAGGACUUGCUGAUCGUAAGGUCGGCGGUUCGAAUCCCUGCGGCGGGGUGAGCUCCCGUCUUUCAGUCCCAGCUCCUGCCCACCUAGCAGUUCGAAAGCACCCCUAAGUGCAAGUAGAUAAAUAGGUACCGCUUUAUAGCGGGAAGGUAAACGGCGUUUCCGUGUGCUGCGCUGGUGCUGGCUCGCCAGCUGCAGCUUCGUCACGCUGGCCACGUGACCCGGAAGUGUCUUCGGACGGCGCUGGCUCCCGGCCUCUUAAAUGAGAUGAGCGUGUAACCCUAGAGUCGGACACAACUGGCCCGUAUGGGCAGGGGUACCUUUACCUUUACCUUUAUUCCCAAGGCGCUUGCUGUGUCAGGGCAUGGCAUGGCAGAGAUAAUAAUGGUUUUCGUGAUUUGACAGAGAAAAGUGAUCUAGAGUGGCUGCAAUUUUGUCAAGGUGAUUGUUUCAGCUCUGUACGUAUCCAUAACGCUUUAUGCUGCAAUGCUUUGUCUACCAGCUGGCUUUUAGAUGCUUUCAUCUUCCUAAACCCUGUUUGCUGGUCUGCUUCUGAGCCACCAUCGGAGAUGGUUCCCUUUCCCCUUUCAAUGCGCAUGCAGUUUGUUAAAACAGGAAGUGAGUAUUAAAAGACAUUGCCAAGAAAAGUCUAAAAUUAAUUUUCCCAAUUAGAAACUAGACAUUUUCGUGAUCAGAACAACAGAAACUCAACCAUCUUGGUAUGACAUAUCCUCUUUUUGUGCAAAAGUAUCACUGACAGUGACCACUAUGGCAAGGGUGUGUGUGUUCUGUGUCGCGCUUUCUGCUCCGCCACACUUUUGCCAGAGGGGACCAUUGCCAAUGGAAUCCAAGCAGGAGCCCUAACACGUUCUCUGCAUCUGACAAAAAUUAACUUGGUAUUUUGAAAACAUGGUGUUUACAAAGCAAAACAACAGCCCCUUUUGCUCAGGAGUUCCCAGUCUAGAUUUUAGAUUGGGAAGGGCAUAAGUCAAGGAAGGAGAGAAGUGGCAGUUGUACAUACAGCUAAUCCAUUUUUUGUUGUUCUGGAAUAAGAUUCUGUGUGAUCAAGAAGUAUCUGGGCAAUGAGUUACUACGACUUUAUUCAAUUGUAUUAAUUGUUUUGAUGAGUUUGUUGCUGCUGUUUGCUUUGUAUGCUUUUUAAAAAUACUAUUAUGAUUACUCUGAGCCACUCUGAGCUCGACAUUUGUCACUCGAAAAGCAGAAUGCAAACAUUAAAUUAACUCAACUUGCAUAGGGUUAGUUUCAGUUGAAGAUCAGUGUAAAUCCUUUUGAUUUUACUGUUGGCCUAUUAUGAGGUAGAAGGUGAAGCCUAUUUCUGGUGUGUCUGUAACUGCUUGCUCUGCAAGGUCUGUGAAUAUGUUUUUAGAUUACUCCUAUCCUCUCUUGUUCAUCUAACAAUUAGGUAAAAGUAAAGGGACCCCUGACCAUUAGGUCAAGUCGUGGCCGACUCUGGGGUUGCGGCGUUCAUCUUUCUUUACUGGCUGAGGGAGCCGGUGUACAGCUUCUGGGUCAUGUGGCCAGCAUGACUAAGCCGCUUCUGGCAAAUGGCGCACGGAAACGCUGUUUACCUUCCUGCCGGAACGGUACCUAUUUAUCUACUUGCACUUUUGACAUGCUUUCGAACUGCUAGGUGGGCAGGAGCAGGGACAGAGCAACGGGAGCUCACCCCGUCGCAGGGAUUGGAACCGCCAACCUUCUGAUCAGCAAGUCCUAGGCUCUGUGGUUUAACCCACAGCGCUACCCGCGUCCCAAUGUCAUCUAACUAUUAGAUUCUAGCAAUUCGCUUUGACCGUUGAGCCUCUUGAUAAUCUAGUGAGAUUUGUGUAAAGUGCUCAUUUGAGAAUGGAGCAGAUGCUGGAAGGCGUUGAAAUAAUGGGGAUUUUCUCUCUCUCUCUCUCUCUCUCUCUCUCUCUCACACACACACACACACACACACACACAGCCCUGGGAGUCCUCAUAAGGAAGCUGUGCCUGGAGGAAGAACUGUGAGGGAAGAGACUUCAUCAGGCAAGGCCUCCUUCCACCUGCCUUGCUCCACCCUCCAGUCUCUGCUUCUCAAUUUGUAUUGUAUUAUUUUAUGCACUGUGGCUUGCCGUUGUUUUAUUGAUUGUAGUUUAGAAAUUAUUUAGAGUGGGUUUCUGUUUUAAUUUUAAUAUGCUGAUAUUUAAUAUUAUAUAUUAAAAUAAUAUUAAAUAUUAUUUUAUACUAUUCUAACGAUUGUUGAAUGUUAUUUUAUUUUAUGUAGGUUGCUUAUUUUAAAGUUAUGUUUUAUUAUCACAUUUUUGUAUUGCAUUAGAUUGUUAUAAGGUGUACAUUUUUUGUUUCUUCAGCUUCUAUUCUUGGGUAUUGUAAGAUAGAAAAACGGUAUACAAAUUAAAAGUGAUGAUGAUGAUGAGCAGGCCGUGGCAAUUAAAGAGAACUGGAAACAGUUUGAAGAAGGUACAGAGUUCUGAUCACUGCACCUCAAAACAGAUAGUGUAGACCUAUGACUAUGAUUCUAUGACACAGAGGGUUUUCUUCUUCAGAACACUGGAAUUCAUGGUCAUCUGAUUAACCAGCUUGGCAGGAAGUUCAGGACAGACAAAAGGAAUAGCCUCAGUUUAUGAACUUCUAUGCCUCAAACAGCGGUUCUCAACCUGUGGGUCCCCAGAUGUUGUUGGACUACAACUCCCAUCAUCCCUGAGCUCUGGCCUUGCUAGCUAGGGGUGAUGGGAGUUGUAGUUCAACAACAUCUGGAGAACCACAGGUUGAGAAAGACUGCUUAGAAGAUGUCUAGGUUUGAUGGCUUUAAAGGGAAACUAGACAAAUUCAUUAGACAAAAGUCUGUCAUUGGCUAUUAGCCGUGUUUGAUGGUGGCUGUAUGCAGCUUCCAGGUUUCAGAGAUGAUAUGCCACUCCAUUUCACUUGCCAGGGGGAAGAGCAACAGGCCCUCCUUCUGCCCCUCCCAGAGGCACUUGGUGGGUCACUGUGGAAAAGGGGGAUCUUGAGCUAGAGGGAGCUUUGUUCCAGCCCAGCAGGGCUCUUUUUAUAUUUUAAUAUUCUUCUCACCAUUUUUAUUGUAUGUAUUUAAGUGGCUAUCAUGCCCCAUCUGGCAAACAGCUGUCUAAAACAAAAACAUGUGAGAUAUAACUGGAGAAAAAUAGUUUUGGAGGGUUGACGUGACCUCUGCUGGAAGUGUGUAGAAUUUUAGAUUAUGGAAGAAGGGAUUACUGCCACCUUCCCCACUUUCAGUUCUGGCCUAGUUUUCCCUUGUGUCUGGGUUGUAUUGCCUCAGGCCAAGGUAGUGUAGAAUGGGUUUUAAAGUCAUUUUUGUAAAAUAAUUAUGAUCAAACUAGAUAUUGUCCUAACUGGAAUGACAAUCUUUCUCCCCACCCCAGUCAAGCAGUUUAGGAUCCAAACUACAGCUUGUAGAUCCAGUGGUUCCCCCCCGCCCUGCUUGAUUUAUUUAUUUAUUUAAAAUGUUUACAUCCAAACCCCUCAUGACUAUAUUAAAAGCCAAAACCACAAUAUAAAACCUAAAGCAAAACAAACAAGACCUUAUAUUUUUAUCAUGGAUAUACAGUCCAAAUGGCAGCAGGAACAGAUUAAGUGCAUAGACCUCCCUCCUCCUGCCCAAAGGUCUGGCUAUUCAGAUGAUGAUAUUGGUGAAAAGCACUAGCUUCAGCUAGUGAGACAAAUCAGAACUGGCCAUGAUAAUUCCUGUGGAUUCUCUAUAGGUGCGCUAAGAGGGAGAAGCAGUUUCUGGUGAAUGGAAAUUAUUUCCCCAUCCUUGAACAAGGCACUCUCCUCUUCCUCGUCAGCCAAGGGACGGUUGGGAGUGGACCCCCUUGUGAAGAAGAAAUCGGAGCCCACUAUAUGCCCCCAGCAGUUCCUGUGAAGGCCUGGCCUGCCCUGCCACACACCUGAUGUCAUAUAUGAUGUUGUGUAUGAAGUCAGGUGUAUGGCAGGUGGGUGUGACUUCCCCCAACAACCUCUUGGGCCAAGGUUUGAUCAAGAACCAGAGGUGCCUUGCCCUUGCAGUCGCCUUUUAAAGAUGCUUUGGAAAUUGCUGCUGUUGCAAAAUGUCUCUGAGUGGAGCUGGAGAUCAAAUAAUAUUCAGUAGCUCAUCUGAUGCUACCUCAAACUGGUUGGCUGUCCUUUUCCAGGCUCAGUUUAAAGUGGUUUCAAAGUUAUGCUAACCUUUUAAAAUCCCUGAAUGAUCCAUUCAGCUAGGACAACCCCUGAGCCCUCUUUCCACACAUGAAGCUGACUGAUUUCUAAGCUUAGUUUCAGAGGCCCUGCUCUUUGGCACCCUCAGAGAGUCCACAGGCAGCCACAAAGCCUUUGGGCCGUGGCCCCAGCAUUCUGCAAUUCCUUCCCCGAGAAGAUGUGUUGGACUCCUGCUCUUCUUGUUUUCAGCUGAGCUUUAAAAACUCUCCCAAUUAAGGCAAGCUUUUAAUCUUUAGCCAUUUUGUGUUGGUCUGCUGCUGCAUUUUAUUGCUUUUUCCUUUGUAAUUGCAUGUACUAAAUUUAGUGAUUAUUUUAACAUUAUUUGGGUCUUGUAAGAUGCUGUGGAUAUAAUUGUUUAUAGAAAAGUGGGAUACGAAUUGUAUAAAUAAAAUAGGCAAGGGCAAUGAUUUUCCUUUUUCAUUCAUCAGAUGGUUUCUAAGCUGUUUUUAAAUCUCCCUGCAGUGCAGGAUCUGCCUUAGGCAUCCUUUUAAACGAUUCUCUUUGUAUCUCAGCAUUUUAAUCUUAUAACCAAAGAUUUUGAGCAAACCUGUAAUUAAGAGUACAAAGGCUUCUGGUUGAGAAAGAGAUUCAGCAUGCUGGAUGCCCUUUAAUUGGAAAUAUUCUUAAUUGCUUUGAGAUGGAAAGCAAGGAAAUAAGAGGUGUACUGGUAUACUAAGCUAAGCAAGAUUUAGCUGAGCAACUUCUCUGGACCAGGAAUCAAGGUUAAGCUCUCUCUUUCUGCUCACUAACCACAGGCUAUUGCCAAGAUCUGCUUAUGGUUAGUGAGAAGAGAGAGCUUGACCCAGAGCCCUAGAUAUGGGGGAGGAGGGGCUAGCUAGGAUUUUUGCCCCAGGUGAAGCCUCCAGAGGCGCAUCAUUGAGGGUCCCAGCCUGUGUGUGUGUACGCAAAUGCACGUGGGUGUGCCAAACUGGGUCUUUCACCCAUGGGAAAUAGAGCCUAGUUUUGCCCCCGGCUUAACCACAUUGGACAACAUCACUGAACCAAACCUUGGCUUCUCUCAGUGCAUUGCAGCAGUGAAAGCUACCAGGGAGGGGCACUGUGUCUGGGAGCUCACACAGUCUCAUUAGGCCAAGUUUUGGCUUAGUCCGCCUUGCAAACCAGACCAGUACGGUAUUUUAGAUUACAUUGGGAACAAAGAAAUAGUUCAACUUUACUUUAGCUUGCUUAUGGAGCAGAUUCAAUGGAUUGUGGACAUUUUAAGGCUGGCAUUUUAAAGAAUGUUGUAUAGCAUUUAAUUGGUGGGUGAAAUUAAACUGUUUCCAGGAAGUUGUAGAAAGUAAAAGAAAGAUGCCUAGAUGAGUGACUUCCUAUCUUUCCCCUUUUUCUUUCACACUUACCUUAGAUGGGAGGUUGAAAGGAGAAAAGUUCUAAAUGUAUUUGGGGUGAGAGCAGCUCCUGAAACUUACUCCCCCCCAUGGGUGCCAACUUGAAUAAAAUAUGGGGGGCAGGUAAGCCCCACCCUGCAGUAUCAAUCCCAAGAUGGAGUGCAUACACACCAUCUGAAUGGUAAUGUCCCUCAACUUUGAGGGACCCAGCCCCCUCAAAUAUUUUAUUGGGGAGCUAAAGAGACCUUGGUCCCUAAGAGUUGGCUCCUAUUCAUGCCCUCCCCUUAGAUUAUAAGGGGAUUAUAAAUGAACCUUUAUCUGCUGAAGAACCUCUGCAUGUUGCAAAGGAUUCUGGGCAGUGCUCUAGGUUGCAGGCAACUCAUGCUGGGGCUUCAUUGCUGCAGUGUAUAAACAGAGUGUAAACAUGGCCAUCGCUCCUGUUCUGCACUGCAGAAGCAGAUCGGUGGUAGUGGUUUACCUGUUGCUGCACCACUACUGACCUUCAGGUAAAGCAACCACGGCUAAUACUGCGAAGGCUUUCUCAAAACCACAAGUUGAGACACAGUUCUAUAGACUUGAAGUGGACACCAACUGCAAUGGCCAAAAGCAAGUUUGAAGGUGUACAACGAGGCUGGGGCAGCCGAUAUUGUUGCGCAGCAGCUCCCAUCGUUGGUCACCAUUGGUCAUGGUGGUGGAAGCUGAUGGGAGAUGCAGUCCUCCAACCACUAGAGGGCAACAGAUGUCCCUCCUGCUGUAGAAUUAGCACAGCAGACAUGUCUUAGACCAGAUUCCCCAAAGCUAAGAUGCCUAAAGCUAGUGUGUUACCAUGGUGUUUUGCAUAUGGUUGCCUCGUUUGCCUGAUGAAAGAGUCUGCACCUCUAUUUCAGGAGUGCCUGUGCUGCUUAAAACGCUGACUAGGUUUCUUGGCCCGUUCUUGAAAUGUGAAUUCUGUGCUGUGGAUUUCUUGCACAUCUCUCACUAUGCCCUAAGGCUGCCCUGGAUUUUCUUAUUUUAAGCCUUGUCAGUUAGUAUCUUUAGACACUAAGGGAAAUGCUGGAGGGGAGUUUCCUCAGCAUCUCUCUUCACAGAGGACAAAGGCAAAAGAGGGUUCUGGGAGCCAGGUGCCUGUGGUCUAUACUGGAGGGUGGCUCAGACUUGGGCAGGAGCAGGCCUGGGUUCAAAUAUCUGCUCAGCCGAGAAGGAGACUUGAGUGAUGUUUGUUCUCUCUCUCCCCCCGCCAACCCAGUUGGGGAGAGGGUUCACCCUAUAUGCACAGCCCAUAAUUCCUUGGAGAAAGGGCAGGAUACAGUUGUGAUUACUUGUAACCUGAUCCACCUGCCUAUCAUGUUAGAAAUCUGAACCACUUGCAGUUCCCAUCACUCCCUUUGAAAAAGGAGGUGGAGCUGGAAAACAUGCACAAAGGGGACUGAAGCACAUUCUGUCUUGAAGAAAGAGUAGAACAACUAGGGCUUUUAGUUUAGGAAAAAAGGAGCAUAGGAGGACAAGAUAGAGGCGUAUAAAAUGAUGUGUGGUGUGGAGAAAGUAGAUAGAAGUUUCUCUCCCUCUCUCAGAAAACCAGGGUGAUCCAGUGAAAUUGGCUGGCAAGAAAUAAAUUUCAUUGCAGCUGCAUGUUUGGUAUAUAAAGUGUAUAUAUAUUUUGUAUAUAUAUACAAAUGUGUUAUCUUUGACAGUAAAGGGUUAACUCUCGUCCGUGUGCAUUCCUUGUCUGGGGUGCGCCCUUGGCACUCCAGGUAUGAUCAGGGCCAGGCAGGUCCAACUGCAAGUAGCCUGAGAUCUACCAUCCAAUAUCAGAAACUGUCAGUGAUCUACCACUCUCUCCCAUUGUCAUUCUUCAACUUCAAUUUAUUAUAUUUGGCUGAGCUUAUGAUAAAAAUAAUAACAAAUGAUUGUUGCUUCCAUAAAACCUGUAAAGUUCAUCAUAAAUCAAUAUAUUUUUAAAAAAUAAAUACUUUGUAUACUUGUAAUAACAUAAGGAAAUAGCAUUGAGGACAGGGUCCUACACAAUCAGAACAUGAUGCAUGGAUUGUUGUUCACAAAAGCUCAUGCCAUAAAAAAUGUGUUAAGUCUUUAAAGUACCCCAGGACUCUUGCUGUUUUUCAAAUGAGUCAGGGACGCAUGUCAACCACAGUGGUUUCCUCCAUAGUUCGAAACAGAAACUGGGUAAACUCAACUGCCGAGUUGACAGCCUUCGAGCACCACCUUAAGAACUGGAUGAAACCUGUAGAAGCCCUUUCCCCUGGAUCCAACCCACCCCUUCCUUUCGAGUUAACCUAAACCAGCCCUUUCUCUCUCUGAGGAGCCAGCGCACAGGGCUGCACACCCACACCCCGCCCUGCGUGGGCAGGAUGGCAGCAGCCAGGAAGGAUCCCCUCUCCCUUGUGUGUGGUUACUUGGGAGUAAGCCUCACCGCGCUCAGUGAGAGAGCUCCUCGGUUUACAGCGGGAAGGGGGGGGCAAGGCAGUCCUCUCCUGAAGGGCGUACGCCUCCGUCCGCUUGCUUCUUCUCCUUCAGAGAUAAAGAGGGAGAGAGAGAAGCCCGGUGUGCUGGCUCCUCAGAGAAAGAGAGAUCAAUCGACAGAAAUUGACGAGAAGCAAUCACAUGAUCUACAAGUCGAUCCCAAUCGACCUGUUGGACAGUGCUGGUCUAGGCAAUGCAGGGCUGGCCUGGCCUGUGUAGCAUGAACCAUGAAUGUUUUCUGCCCUCCGUGUGUGUUUCCAUAGGGGCAUUUAAAAACACAAGAACUAAUGUUGUUGCUUCUAACCCAUGGUAAGUUGCCCAGUUUUUACUUCCUGUAAAUAAAUGCUACAAUUACAACAACGAGGUCAUUGCUAACUUUGUGGAGCAAACACAGGGAUAUUGGUCUAAGGUUACCAGCUUUUUUUCAAUGAAUUCGGGGACACCUUUCAACUUCAGUAGGAAUGAUAGGAUUUUGUCAGGGGAUUGAUUUGUAAAUCCGGGGACUGUCCCCGGGAAAGGAGGACGUCUGCCAACCUUAUAUUGGUCUGUGCCGCAGAGCAAGCAACCUACUUGUAGUAAGUACCUGUCGGAAGCAUGGAGCUGUCCCCAGUCAAGAUUCUGAGAGCGGUUAUUGCUUGUUCCUAAAUGUAGUUCUUUCCAAGAACAUACAUAUAGUAUGUGAGUUCACAUGUCUGUGUAUAUAGACACAAUAGCAGAUCUAGGUAUGUGUGUGUGUGUAUGAUAAAUGUAUACAUGGCUUUGGUUUUAAUUCUUUGUUUGGCAUUUUGCUGUUCUUAUUCCUGCUGAGCAUGUAUCUGAGCAAGGCACUCAGAGAAGCAUAGAUGACUUCAGCCCAUGUGUAGCGGUCAAAAAUUUAGAGUUGGAUUCCUCCUCUGCAGCAGUUGGAUUCACAGUCUUUGACUCCAUUGUCCCACUUUUCUGCCUGGCAGCAUCUUCGUUGUAUGAGUAACGAGUUUGGCGUGAGGUGUAGGAGUGUGUUUGCCAGUGACUCAUACACUGCAGACGGGCAAAAAUUGGGUUGGCAUGUGAAGCAGUGAAGAAAUAGAGCAGGUCAGUCCAUUUAAAGGGCAUUGGGAUCUGGCAGCCGAGUGAAAACAUGCGGUGUGGGAGCCUCUUCCGAACUGAAAGACAGCCACAGGCCUAUUUGUGUUCUUAAGGGCUGCUGUUUAAUGAGAUAAUGAGGCAUUUCUUGAAUUACUGUUCUCCUACGAAUGCACGUGUGCAUUUUAAACUCACAUUUACAAAUUUGUCUCAGAUUUAUUUAAUGUGUUACUUUGAGCAGCAUCUUUGGGCUGGGUAGAAUAUCCUGGUUUGAUUUUCAGGCUAGAAAGGGUGCUCUCUCUGACCUGGGGGAGAAGGAGGGAGGAGGGUAAAGCAACUCUUCCCCAUAACAUUUAAUUAUGAGAAUAUUCAACUUUUCCCCAAAAUGUUUGCUGCUGCUGUUUUCCUGGGGUUGCUUCAUUGACACUCCCACUUCUUCUUGCUGGUUUUCUUUCUUUCUGGAUCACUAACAGAUACACUUGGCCAACUGGAGAUCAUGUAGCAAAUGGUGUCUACAUAGCCCAUGAUGAUGUUACUGUGGCAAAGGAAUUUGGAGAAAAAGAGACAACGUGGAAUCACAGAGCCAUAGAAUUGUAGCGUUGGAAGGGACCCCGAUGGUCAUUUAGUCCAGCCCCCUGCACUGCAGGAAUCUCAAGGUGACAGGUGGCCAUCCAGCCUCUGAUUGGAAACCUCCAGUGGAGAGUCCACAACCUUCUGAGGCAGCCUGUUCCCCUGUUAAACAUUAGUAGGGCAAUGCCACUUGUUUGUGAUAUGUCCUAAGAUUAGUGAGUUCUUUCAGCUCAGCCUGUGUGUCAAUAAGAGGAUCAAGAAUAAACUCGGUAGUAGUGGAUUGCUUAAUCUAAUAUUUUCAUUAUAAUCUUUUAUGCUUUUUUCCUGUAAAUGCUAAAGGGUUUAGCAAUAAGUUUAUUCCAAACCCUUGAGCCUACAAACACUUUUGAUGUGCGCAGGGAAUCUGGGGCUGGGUGUGUCUUAAUAAUAAUAAUAAUAAUAAUAAGGUGUUUCUUAAUAAGCUGAAUAAGGACAAUACCAGAGUGCUGCAUGCAUAUAGCUUCUGGUAAGGGUGGGUUUCACCUAGUGCUGUGCCAAUGUUUUCUCGUUGGAGUUCUCACCCCCCCCCCAAAAAAACCCCGUUUGUUUGUGAGUAACUAACUGUUUGGGAGGAAAGGAAAGUCAGGUGGGAGGGAAACAGAAUGGAAUGGCUAAAACACUGAACAGGCUAGACCAGGGAUAGGCAACCUAAGGCCCAGGGGCUGGAUGCGGCCCAAUCCCCUUCUCAGUCUGGCCCGCGGACAGUCCGGGAAUCAGUGUGCUUUUACAUGAGUAGAAUGUGUCCUUUUAUUUAAAAUGGAUCUCUGGGUUACUUGUGGGGCAUAGGAAUUCGUUCAUUCCCCCCCCCCCCCAAUAUAGUCCAGCCCACCACGUGGUCUGAGGGACAGUGGACUGGCCCAUGGCUGGAAAAGUUUGCUGACCCCUGGGCGAGACCCUCUGGUCUCAGCGUCUCCAGGGGAAGGAGGAAGUUCUCAAUGCAGGUAGCUAAAAUGGAGAGAACAAGCUAUUUUUACCUCACAAGAAUAUUUGCUAUUGACACGCUCCACCCUCAAGGUGCUGUGUGGUUUGUGUGUCCCAAUCACACCCUGCCAUGCUCCGUCUUCUAACUAGGUAUCCUCCUCUAGCUUCCAAGCUCCUCCUCCUAAAUCUUAGAACUGUUUUACAGUGCCCGACUCAUUCCUUUUCAAGCACCAUUGAAGUAAAUGGGGAAGAAGCAAGUCUGAAGCCCUGUCCCUUUGAAAGGAAACCUCAUGGAAUGAACUUGUAGUGGGAUACUUGCAAGUAAGCGUGCCUAGGGCUGGCAUGCACCUUUCCCAUAUAAACAGUUGCUGGACUGAUACAGCUCUUACCUGUGGCUUCUAGAAGCUAUCAGCAUGUGACUGGCCAGCUAAACCAGGUGAGCCUUGGUAGAUUUCCCCUGCGUGCAAAGACAGGCUCCAGCGGAUUUAGUGGACAUGACCAGUAAUGAGUCCAGUGGUCAAGAAGGCGGUUACUGAACAUGCUGUAGAGCGCAGUGAGGGGCAGGUGAGGCUCAUCUACCUGGGAAGGUAGCCCAUCUAGGAGAAGGAAAACUUUGGUCCUAAACCUCCAAUGCCUUGAGGGAUAUCUUUGUAAACCUUACACAAAUUCAGAGUGUAGUACCUAAGAUGGUUGGAUGGUGUCUUGUACAGUUUCCUCCGGCAACUCUGCAGCCAAGCUGGUGCCUAGCAUAUUGCUCUGCUUUCCUUUGGACCACAUGAGUGAAGCCGAGAGGGGGAUAUUGGUGGCUGGGCAGCCCAGGACCCCCAGACACAUGGCCCAGGCACCAUGUGCACCAUGGAUGUUGCUAAUGUAGCAGUUUGCUCUCACCCGUAGAGGCACACUCCAUUGUCUCAUGAGGCAGACGGAUGCCAACAUCAUGAAGGGCUUGGUACAUAGUGCCCAUGUGCAUAGUCUUGCAGAUUCUGUACAAUGAAUGUUCAUAGCGUAGAGCAGGCAGGGAAGAGAAUUCCACAAUUUGUAAAUGUUCAGGGGAAUAUGUGUGUUCAGAUUGGUGUGAGAAAAUGAAUACCACAAUUACACAAGAGUAUCUCUGUUUUCAAGUGUGAAAUUUUGGAGGAUUUUAUAUGAGAUGAGUGGCGUUUAACUGCCUUGCCUAACCUACAUAUCUGUUGGUCUGCUCUCUUACGCUACAGUUCACUUAACUGGUCUAUUACAUCCUUGAAGCUAAUGUGAAUGUACAAAUAAUUGCUUGCCAUGGUUCAUGGAGUAUCACAGCAAUGCCCUGAAGAGGUUAAACUGGGAGUUCAACAGAGAUACUAAAGCCCAAGUAAAAAUUGCUGCUGAGUUCUUCCGUGCCUGCAUCUGCCCAUUUUUAACACAUCUCCUGCCUCCUUUAUACUGGACAAUCUGCAUAAAUAAAGCUUCUAUGCUGAAGCAUCUCUCUCUGAAACAUUCUUUUAAGGGAGGAGAGUCCACCCCCUUCCGAGGAAAACAUAGAAACUGGCCACAGAAGCUCUAUGGCUGUAUUAAACUUGUUUUAUAUACACUGGCUCAGGAUGCUUGACAUGGGUAAGAAACUACUAAUUAGGUAUUAGUUAAGUAGAAUAGUAUUAAUAAAGUACACACAGGCUGCAAACUUCAAAGCCUCUGCAACCACUGGCCACAACAACUCUGUCUUCAGUUGGCGCAAGCCAUUCAUAAUCCACUGGCUCAAACACCAAGAUGUUAUAGAAGGUUUAUGGGCCUUUCCAGCCGUUAGUAUCCAAGACAUAGGGCCCUGUGGAUCUGCAUGCUACAGGUGGAAAGGAGUUUGGCCAGCACAGAUUGUACUGGGUCAGCUGUUUGGACAUUGUGUUUGUAUAAGAUUGAUACGUGAAUAGCACAUUGUGAGUGUAGAGAGAAUAAAUUAAUGGAAAUGAACGCAAAAGCUGUUGCACAUAAGACACCACGACCAAGACAUUUACAAACUCUUGUUCUGAUCAGCUAUUGAGACAACAUAAGCAAAACAUUCCAAAUGUUUGAAAUGUGUUACAUAAGUAUUGUGCUGUUAACGAAGCCGUAUUCUAGAGAGCCAACACAUUUCCUUCCCUUCGCAUUUCUCUGGAGAACCUGUACUGGUCAUCCUACAACAUGCAUGUAACAUCCAGUCAAUUCUGUAGGUAACGGUGAGUAGAAUAAAGAGCAGUUUGCAGCAAUGCCCAAAAUAACUUCCCACACUGACUUCUGUUGCCGGUGCCAGGAAACCAAAGAGAUUUUUCAAAAGGUUGUUUGGGGUUCGAUGCUCAUUACUUUACAUGUUAUCAGAAUUCUUUAACGUAACACUCUGUGGAGUGUUAAUAACUUCGAAAGAGACUGGAAACAUUUUAAAUUGUAUUGGAAUAAUGGAAUAUAAUGUUGGUAAUCUUGUUCCUUUAUUGAAAAUCAGUUUGGCAAUUUCCAUUGUGUACAAGCAGAAAAGUACUGUUUCCCCUCUUACCGUGCUUCUGUUUCUUGUUCAUAGUGAUUGAUGUUUAGUGUAAUAUUUGUCUUAAAAACCAAUCUACAGCUGCUUGAGACCCUGGCUGGGAAGGGGAGAUUCUUUCGUGGUAUAUGAGAGAGAGCUGAAGCAGUGUUGUAGUUUAAAGACAGUGUUACAAAUCAAGAAUGAGUGGAGUUCAAAUCUCGCCUCUGCCCUGAACUCUCCAAGAAGCCUUUGGAGAGCCUUGGCUCAGCUAGAGAGGGAAGAAUGUGUUGCCUUUGGUUUUCCCCAAUUUCUCAUUUUUACAGUGUUGAGUGCCCUUCACUCUCAUUUCUGCAUAAAGUGUAUGCACAUUUCUCCUAAAAGACACAUUUUAAAAACACAAUUGGCUAAUACAGUACAGUAUUUUUACAAGCCACUGUCUCUAGUAUACAGUGGUACCUCUGGUUACAUACUUAAUUCGUUCUGGAAGUCUGUUCUUAACCUGAAACUGUUCUUAACCUGAAGCACCACUUUAUCUAAUGGGGCCUUCUGCUGCUGCCGCGCCACUGCUGCUCAAUUUCUGUUCUCAUCCUGAAGCAAAGUUCUUAACCCGAGGUACAAUUUCUGGGUUAGCGGAGUCUGUAACCUGAAGCGUCUGUAACCCGAGGUACCACUGUAAUGGGUUUUUGCACAGUAACUGCACUUAUAUACACAUCUUUGUACACACUUUUAUUGGCAUUACAAAAUACAGAGAAGUGCAAAUUCCAAAGGACAGCUAUGCUUCGGUCACAGAUGGGUUCAGGAAAUGUAAUUUGGGUGGGUUCACAUUAAAACCUGAAGCAAAAUUAAUUUCUCCUCUAGAUUUAUCUCCAGUACAUGCAGAGACACACAAAUAAUGUAGGGAUAACCAAUACUGAACUGUGGGGUUGUUGUAAAGAUUACAACAAGAUAAUACAUGUGAAGAGGAAAUAACUGGAUAAUAAACCUUUUAAUUUUUAUUUAUUUAUUUUGUUUAUUAAAUUUGUGUACCGCCCUAUACCCGCAGGUCUCAGGGUGGUUACAACAUAAAAUCACAAUAUAAAAACACAAAAUACAUAAUAAAAACAAAAACAACUACAACCCAAUACGACGCCCCCCAAACCCCACAUUUUAAAAGGACAUUGGAUGUUGCUUAGCCAAAGGCCUGGUGAAAGAAGAAGGCUUUUACCUAGCGCCUAAAGGCGUAUAAUGAAGGCGCCAGGCAAGCCUCCUUGGGGACAGCAUUUCACAAACAGGGAACAACCUCACAUUGUAAGGAUUUGUACAAAGUAAGGAUGGAUGAGUCAGUGCUUGUAGCAAACUCCUUUAUCCGUGUGGUGGCUGCAUUUACUAGGAUGCACUUUUCUUUUCUGAUGUAUUGUGACAUUAUGAACAUUAGCCUUGUAGCACGUGGAAGUUAAACCCACAACCUUUUCAUCAUAUUAAACGAGGCCGGAAACCUCCGUCACCCUGAACUGAUAAAUGCACCUGGAUAAGAAGAACUGGCAGAAGCCAUGCCCUCAGGCCGUCAGAUCUCUAGGGAGAAGUAUCAUACAGUACACAGACAUUGAUAACAUUGCACAGUACCUCAGCCAAGCCACUCAUUAGCACAGAAUACAAUAACAGCAGUGUUUAUCUAGAGGUGAUUAUAUGGAAAUAAAUAUCUGUUUCUAUACACAGAAGACAGCUGUGAGUAGGUGGCUUGCUCCUUCAUGUACCUUCUGUCUCUAAAACACUCCACAGAAUUUGCCAAACUCUCAAUCAUAGAAAAGUUUAUCUGACACUGGCUGAGACACAAUACUAAGUCACAGUUCAGCAUUAUGAGAACAAUCAGUGGUGAGUCUCAGGAGAGUUUUUCAUCCGAAAUCAUGAUUUGAUCCUCAUUUGUCUGAACCAGCCACAGCUGGAGUAAGCUACAAUUUCUCUAAAUGACGGUAUAUUUCCGUGUAGAAGACAGUGCUUUUUGCUAAAAAAAAAAUUAGGCAAAAAUUGUGUGUUGUCUUCUACACGGAUGGUGAAUGCAGAUGGGGGAACGUGCGAUUAAUGGCAGCAGCAAGCAGGAGAUUGGCAGCGGUGAUUGGGCGGGUGAUUGGUGGCUGCAGCAAGGCCUGCUGGCAAUUGGUGGCUGCAGCAAGGAGGUGAGUGGGCUGUUGGUGGUGGCGAGUGGGCAGACGAUUGGCGGCUGUGGUGAGGUGUGCAAUUGGCAGUGGCUGUGGCAAGCGAUCGGCAGUGGCGGGCAGGCGGGUGAGCAAAUGGCGGAAGUGACCUCCCCCACCCCCCAAAAAGCUAAACAACUUGAUUUCUUAAUUUUGGGUUAAAAAACAUAGGGGUCGUCUUAUACAUGGAGGCGUAUUAUACACGGGAAAAUACUGCAGGCUGUGAUGGGCAGCAGAGCCAGGUUCACUACAGGCUUAAUUGGGGGCAGUUAGUGAUGGGAUCCACUACACGUGCCCAUGUCUUUGACUCAUCCUCCUCAGUUUGGGGCAGUUGGUGUGCUUCAGGGAAUGGUGUGUCUGAAUGUAGAAAUAAAUGUAUGUGACGCAAAUUCUGAUGUCAUGAAGAAUCUGCAAAAUCAGAAAUCAGAACUGAGGUGAUCCAGGGAUGCAGUCUUGCUACCCAAAGUGCCAUCACAAGAAAGUAAACUGUAUUGAACUCUGUGUGGCUCACAGCCUUAUUAUCCUUUGCAUCCUUUGUCAGAAUCACUUGUGCUUCCAGUACAAUACUAUCUAGUAGCAUUUAGAGGGGUUUUUUUUGGGGGGGGGAGGGGAGACCAGCAGAGCAAUCAGUGUUGUGGGGCAAUAUAUUUUCCCCUCAUAAUACUAGAACUUUGGGAUCACCCAGUACAGUGGUACCUCGGGUUAAGUACUUACUUCGUUCUGGAGGUCUGUUCUUAACCUGAAACUGUUCUUAACCUGGAGCACCACUUUAGCUAAUGGGGCCUCUUGCUGCUGCUGUGCCGCCGAAGCAUGAUUUCUGUUCUCAACCUGAAGCAAAGUUCUUAAUUCGAGGUACUAUUUCUGGGUUAGCGGAGUCUGUAACCUGAAGCGUAUGUAACCCGAGAUACCACUGUACUCAAAGUGAUUAGUAAUAGAUGCAGAAAAAAUACAUUUUCAUCGAAUGUGUAGUUAGAUUAUUUACUGCUAAGACAUAUCACUAGUUCAGAUGGCUUUCCAAGUGGGCAAGGAAUAUGCUCAGAAGAUAUGUCUUAAGGUUUGUUAGCUAUGAUUAACUGCAUGUUCAGAGGAACAGAAAGCUGCCUUGCACUGAAUGAGACCACUGAUCCAUGUGGCUCAGAAGUUGCUCUCUGGGGUUUCAGGCAAGAAUUUCUUCCAGGCCUACCUGGAGAUGCCAGGAAUUGAACCUGGGACCUUCUGCAUGCAAAGCAGAUACUCCCCCAUUGAGAAUAGAGCCCGUAGAGUCAGCAUAUCUGAGUGUCAAAUGCAAGGGACGCAAGGCAGGAGAGGUGGCUGUUUCCAUGCCUUGUUUCUGAUCUUCCCAGAAGCUUCUGGGUGGUGCUGUUGGAAACAGCUUGGAAUGCAUGAACCUUUGUAUCUGCAGGGCAGCUCUUAAACUUCACUCUCUCUGCUUGGGAGAAGGAUGUCAGGAGGAAAGGAAGGAAGCUGCCUUAUACUGUAGUGUGUUAUCCAUCUAGGUAAGUGUUGUCUACCUGGACUAGCAACAGCCCUCCCAAGGACACAGAUAAAUGUAUUUCAUAUUACAGUAACAGAGUCUCAUGAGUUCAAUAUCAUGCACAAAAUGAUUCUGCUGUUUGCAAGGGCUGAAGAAGAAGAUGACCAGAAAUGGGUUAUAUGUGCUACAAGAUUGAUCAUGAGUAAGUAAAACAGAAGUACAGGUUGGCCCAAAGGCUGCUGCCUUGUAAUUUGUUUUUGUUGUAAAUUUGCUACACUUAAUGAAGGGUGCCUUUUCUAACCUGUGUAUGCUUUCUCUACUGUGAGAAGGAUACACUGCUUGUGAUAUUAAUAGUAAUAUUGCAGUAUGAUGGCAAUGAGCCAUCUCAGAACAAGCGAGCAGUUGGGUUUGGAAUUAAUGAAGGAGAAGGUAAAAUAAAAGGCUUAUAAAUCAGUUGAUGGAAAAGCUAUGUGGCAAGCUUGGGGGUGAGGCAAGGCAGAUGCACAGCAAAAUGAAGGCAGUCUGAGCAACAGCAGCAGCAGAGUCCCCUAAUCCUUUGCCCAGCAAACAACCCAAAUCUGGACACCUACAGAAGUUGGGGACGUGUCGGCUGAUGCAUUCUGACCUAUCGCUGGUGGUGUGGCUUUAGUUUCUGCUGUUGACUGUAAUCGGUUUUAUGCUACACAGACUGAAUUCGUCCUUGAUUUUUCCCAGGUACCAUGUUGAGGAUUUGCUGCAGACUUGAGUCCUGACAUUAGCACCACAAACCUUUAAAAAUAUUACAGAAAUGGAGAAUAGAUUGCAAAACAUACUUAUAUUUAGGUUACCAGAAGAAUUAUAGAAUUCUUGAGUUGAAAGGCACCUUGAUGGUCAUCUAGUCUAACCCCCUGCAGUACAGAAAUCUCAGCACCUGAACACUUUUUUAAAAACCUGCAACCUACUGGAUUUUUUCAACUAAGUUUUACACAGAAAUUAAUGAGCAUGACUGAAGUUAGGUCCCUCAAUUUCAGUAGGUCAUCUGAGUAAAACUUAGAUGAAUACCACUUACUAAGUCUAGAUCAGCUGAACAAAGCCAUUUUAUUCAGUCCUAAUAAAAAUGUAUCAGGGAGAGAUGCUUCAGAAUAGAUGCUUUAUUUAUACAGAUUGUUUCUCCAGUUUAAAGGAGGAAGGAAAUAUGUUAAAAGUGGGCAGGUGCAGGCAUGGAAAGAAUCCGUAGCAAUUAUUACUUGGGCUUUAGCAUCUCAGUUGAACUCUCAGUUUAACCACUUCAGGGCAUUGCUGUGAUUCUCCAUGAACCAUGGCAAGCAAUUAUUUUGUACAUUCUCAUUAGCUUUAGGGACAUAAUAGGCCAGUUCAGAGCAUGUGUAGGUUGGCUGUAUUCAUCGCAGCAGAAUUUUUUAUCAGCUCAUCCGUCCAUUUCAGGUGUCCUGCAAUUUUAAAUCCAGAAAAUUGAUUUCAAGCAGUCUCAGUAAAGAUGUGAAGUUGAUAUAGAAUCAUAGAAUUGUAGAGUUGGAGGGGACUGUGAGGGUCAUCUAGUCCAACCCCUGCAAUGCAAGUAUCUCAACUGAAGCAUCCAUGGCAGAUGGCCAUCCAACCUCUGCUUAAAAACCUCCAUGGAAGGAGAGUCCACAGCCUCCCAAGGGGAUCCAUUCCACUGUUGAGCAGCUCUUACCGUCAGAACAUUCUUCCUCAUGUUUAGUUGGAACCUCCUUUACUGUAGCUUGAAUCUGUUAGUUCAAGUCCUUCCCUCCAGAGCAGGAGAAAACAAGCCUGCUCCCUCUUCCAUGUGACAGCCCUUGAGAUAUUUGAAGAAGGCUCUCAUAUGUCACCCCAGUCUCCUCUUUUCCAGGCUAAGCAUGCCCAACUCCCUCAAGUGUUCCUCGAGGGUCAGGUCAAGGUCACCCAGUGAACCUUGUGGCUGAGUGGAGAUUUGAACCUGGAUGUCCCUGGUCUGUGCUCAAGUGUCCCCCACCCCACCCCACAGAUGCAACUAUAGUGAGCUGCAGUGCCAUGAUCUCCUUAUAUAAGAAAUUUGAAAAAGGUCCGGUUCUUAUUCAGCCAGCUGAAGCACCAUGAGAUUGUUUUUUGAGGGAGGCAGGUUUUAUUUUAUGACAAGCUGCUGUGUGUUUAUAUUUUAUAGUUGGCCUCUCUUGGCAGCUUCUCUUUAUUGAGUUAGUACAGCAUAGUGGCUAUCAGUUAAGAAGUUCCCAUUUCAGAUCUCACCUCUUCUGCCUUAAAUAUGUGAUGUCAUCUGACUUGGCUCACCAUCUGUGGGUCCUUGCUGCGGGAUCACAUUCAUCCAGUGCUUUACCAACUGCACUGGCUCCCGGUGGAGUACAGGGUCAGGUUUAAGGUGCUGGUUUUGACCUUUAAAGCCCUAUGCGGCCUAGAACCCACGUACCUACGGGACCGCCUCUCCUGGUAUGCCCCAUGCAGGACCUUAAGGUCCACAAAUGACAACAUUUUGGAGGUCCCAGGUCGCAAGGUGGUUAGAUUGGUCUCAACUAGGGCCAGGGCCUUUUCAGUACUGGCCCCGACUUGGUGGAACGCUCUUCACAAGAGUCAAGGGCCCUGCAGGACUUGACAUCUUUGCGCAGGGCCUGCAAGACAGAGCUGUUCCGCCUGGCCUUUGGUUUGGACUCAGUCUGACCCUUAUAUUUCCCUCCCCUUAUGGUCUUGAUCUAUUGUCUACUUUUAAAAUGAGGCUGCAUUUUAAAUUGCAUUUUAACCUGUAUUUUAAAUUGGUUUUCCCCCCUUCUUUUCCCCCUGUUAUGUUUUUACUGUGAUUUUAUUGGUGUUAGCCACCCUGAGCCUGGCUCUGGCCAGGGAGGGCAGGGUAUAAAUAAAAUUUAUUAGUAUUAUUAGUAGUAGUAUUAGUAUUAUUAUUAGGGAUAAUGGUGACUUUACAUUUCAGGGGUGUGGAAAAGAUUCUUUAAAAGAUGAAAGAUGUACAGGAAGAACUUUGCGCACUCAGAAGCAGCACUAUAUAAAAUUGCAUUAUAAAUGCUGAAUCUUUUAAAUUUUUGGAUAAUUAAAGAUUGCUUAAUUAAAGUGGUCUUCCCUGAAAGAAAAGACCCUGCAUACAGAGAACUGGUAUGUAGGUUUUCACAUCCCCCGCUAGGAAACAGCUUUCAGAUAUUCAGCUUGAAGGAAGAGCUUUGUCACUUGAGGUUUAUGGCUGUGCCUUUGCCUAGGAGUAGAGGCAAAGUGACUCCUGCUCUUUCAAAAUCGGUGAGUUGUUUAUGCUCACGAGAUUGUCCUCAUUCACCCUACAAAUGAUCUUGUUUUUAUUUCUGCUAGAAGUGCUUCAGUUGGCAGCAGGGACUGGGUGUACAGCUUCCUUUCCUUUUCCCCAUGCCGUUUUGGGUCCCUGUAGGGUAAUUAAGAGGGGACCUUUUCAAGAUAGUAGCAUAUUUCAUGCAGGCUAAUGCAGGAGUGGUAAUUAAAUGAUUUGCUUUCUAUGUGGGGUCUUGCCAACACUCUCUUGGCAGUGAGAUGCAAGCCUCCGUCACCAGCUGACAAGUCUCAGCAAUAACCUGUAGUAAAUAGUGAUAAAAGCUGCGCUUCACAUGAUCUGCACAAGGUGCCUUUCUAAUGAUGCUUAACUUUUCUGUUCUCUCCCCCUUAUGAUAUCUGAGCAAACAGAAAUACUGUACAUUUUUUCAGGAUGAAGUCUUCCUUCUGGUAGUGCUGGAGCUGAGUGAUGGUCACUGUUGCAAAGACAAUGGGACCUCAAUAAGCCAACAGUCUGAAAACACCCUGUCCUGGGGGAAACAUCUCCAGUCAUCUCAGAGUGAGGAAGCAGCUAUGCUUCUCCUUUCCACUUCCCCUCCUCUGAAACCAGCAUGCUUACGGCAGCUGAAGCUGAGGGCGGGCAAAGCAAGGAAGAUGCCUUGCUCAAGUUGUCUAUAAGCUGAAAAUGAUUGCCUUGUAUUAAUGACAACGACUAAUAAUGGUUGAUCAUGAAUCUAAAUUAUUGCUGGGGCAAGCAGGGACACCGCUGUAGAAAUGGGUUCCUAAAUGUCAUUGCUCUUCCUUUUUGCCGCUGAGAUUCCCUCCUCCAAAGGCCCAGCGCAAAGUCCAGUUCAAUACUUUGUCCUCUUGGCCAGUUUUCUCUCCUUCUUUCACUCCCUGGGGUUGGGGAGAGCCAACUGGAGCUGCCGCUCACCUGGGGCCGGUUGGCAAGGGAGACAUUUGUUUCAAACCUCCACUCUCAAAGGAAGUUGUGUUAUAUAUGAGGUUUGCGUGGCUUCCACAUAAUAAAAGGUGGGACUUAACCGGGUAGGAUCCUGCUAGGAAACAAAUGGAAAAAAUUGGCCAGCAUUACAAGUUCAGCCAUUUGGUGUUUUAAAAACCGCUGCAAUGUGGGUUCGGUGGUUCUUAAUUGUCAUCUUGAUUGUGAUUGUAAGCUGUUGGUUUUUAAUACAGUAAUGCUGCAACUUAUGCUGUGGUUGCAUUCCACGGAUCAUGCCUAAAGCCCUAAUUGUUUCUAGUCAAAACCCAUUGGCUUCAGUGGUGGUUGGGAUUGCCAAAGUCAUUUUUCCUGGAAACCCACCUCCUUUCCACUUCUUUUUAUUUUUUAUUUACCACAUAUGUAAAGCUGACGGCACACAAGUUAAAUGCAUGUAAGUUGUGGGCCUACUGUCUUGUGUUUUAAUGUUGUAACCUGCCCUGCGACCUUAGGGUGAAGGGCAGACAAGGAAUAAAUCAAACCAAUCAACCAAUAUGGAUCUCUUUUCUAAAAGGUUGUUUCAAAGAUGACCGCAUUGUAUUCUGGACUUGGAUGUUUUCCACUUACUUUAUGGAGAAAUGGGCCCCCCGGCAAGAUGACAUGCUCUUCUAUGUCCGAAGGAAACUGUCAUACGUUGGUGGAGACAAUACAGAUGGGAAGAAGGUAAGUUGGGUAAUGGAAUCUUACACCCAAGAGGCACAUUUUCCUUCAGGUUAAGUGCAAUUUGUGUUUUGGCACUGCCUGCAUUCUGAGCAAUGCUGUGUGUCGAGAGAUGCCGUAAAGCUUGGAUAGACUCUUGGGAUGUGCUGGCUUAUAAAAAUUAAAGAUAUUUUUACAUGAAAUAUUUGGCCAUCAUGAUCUUAGGCAAUGAAAUGGGAAAGAAUACUACAAUUAUGUGUUCUGGGGUGCUUUGCCACGUUAUAGCAUUUAGAACCCGGAGGCCAUUUGUAUGACAGUCGGUGCUUGCGAUCAUGUGGUAGGUAUUAGCUCAUGUUAUAAAAUUCUAGAGGAAAUGAAACAUACCCACUUAACAACCACUCGCCACAUUUCCCUGAAUAUAAAGUUUGUGAAGCUGGCCACAAGUACCCUUAAAUCGACUUGAUUUGGAGCUAUUUUGUGAUGAUUAAAAAAUCCACUUGGAAGUCAGAAGACAAAUGCAUUUUGUUUCUAGAUUGGACAUUAUGAAAUGUAAAGAUUGUAACCUGAUGUUGUUGUUGUUUUUCAAAAAUGAUUGUAUGAUAUAGCUCAUGGGUAGCAAACAUUUCUCAGCCAGAGACUUGCGUUCCCUCACAGGCAAUCUUCUGGGGGAUGGAUGGCAGUGAUGGGCAGGGGCAGAAGUGGGUCAGGCUAUGGGCAACAGAUGCAACAGGGCACAUUCAACUGUGAAUAGUCCAAUGUUUCUACUCUCUCUCUCUCUCUUCUCCCUCCAGGCAAACAAGAGCCAUUCUUGCAGUUCAGGGAUACAUUCCAGCCAGGCAAAACCAGAGCAAGGCAAGAAGGGCCUGGUCUUGGGAGAGUCUCAAGGGCUAACUAGAGAGACUGGGAGGACCACAGUCCAUCCCUGGGCUUCGUAUUUCCCAGCCCUAGACUUAAGGGCUGCAAUAGAGACUUCAGGGCUUUGCUCACGUUUAUUCUCAUAGAGAACACUGUUCCGUUUGUGAGAGAGCAGCAAAUCACACAUAUGCUGUAUCAAAACACAUUGACGCAACGUGAAGAACUGUCUCUGUGAGACAGGAAUUGUUUCUGUGUAUAUUUAUGUACUUGUGAAUACUCAUACCUUGGUUUUCGAACAGCUUAGUUCUUGAAUGUUUUGGCUCCCGGAUGCCGCAAACCUGGAAGUGACUGUUCUGGUUUGCGAACUGUUUUUGGAAGCCAAAUGUCUGACGGGGCUUUCGCGGCUUCUGAUUGGCUGCAGGAGCUUGCUAGCUGCAAUUUGGUUUCCAAAUGUUUUGGAAGUUGAACGGACUUCUGGAACGGAUUAUGUUCGACUUCCAAGGUACAACUAUAUUUGAAACUUCCUGGUACCUGAGAAUUUGCUCAGAGUCAAGGCUAUACCAUAGUGGAUUUCAGAAUGUGUUCUGGAGAGCUCUUGGAGUUCCUCAGAAGCUUCUUGAGGUGGGCUGCAUUCAUGAGAAGCAUUCAUGAGAAGCUUUUUCCCUGACAAAGAGCUUGCCCAGUCCUGGCACCUUUCCCCUGCCAUAUGCAGCUACCAGAGAAUGCUGGUUGGGUCAGGGCACAUGCUCGAUUUAUGUGGCACUAGACCCUGUGUGAGGGACGCGGGUGGCGCUGUGGGUUAAACCACAGAGCCUAGGACUUGCCGAUCAGAAGGUCGGUGGUUCGAAUCCCUGCAACGGUCCCUGCUCCUGCCAACCUAGCAGUUCGAAAGCACGUCAAAGUGCAAGUAGAUAAUAGGUACCGCUCCGGCGGGAAGGUAAACGGCCUUUCCGUGCACUGCUCUGGUUCGCCAGAAGUGGCUUAGUCAUGCUGGCCACAUGACCCGGAAGCUGUACGCCGGCUCCCUCGGCCAAUAAAGCGAGAUGAGCACUGCAAUCCCAAAGUCGGUCACGACUGGACCUAAUGGUCAGGGGCCCCUUUACCUUUACCUAGACCCUGUGUGAGGUGCACAGGAAUUCCUCAGCAUGCACCUCUAAGCAACAGAAGGUAGAAAAAAAUGUUUGAAGAACUAUUGCACAGGGCUAUACAUUCCUCUCUUUCUAGGAUAUUUGUUAUCCUAAAUCUGGACUACUCUGUUUCUCUUAGAACUGCAGGAGAGGAAAUAAAAUGGCUCUUGUAGGCAUCUGUCAGUAUCUCCAACUCAUCUGCCCAGGUGAAGAAUUGAGUAGGUGGCAGCUGCUGUGGCAGCAUCAAUGUGCUGGGGGAAAUAAGGCAAGCCAGGGAGUGGGAGAGAUGGAGUGAAGAGCUAUCGAGCGAAGCAGGAAAUGGGGAAGGCUGGAGCAGAAGAGAAGCGGGAAAAUAUACAUGAGUCAUUCCCUCCUUUACUUAGGUAUCACUAACACCACUUCUAGUAGCGUAUUCUUUCCUUCUGAUAGGUUAAAAGCUUGAUUUAGUGAUAGAUUACAGGUUGAUGAAAUGUCUCUUCCUUUUUAUGAGUCUCGUUUAAGGCAAAGUGCAACCAGAUGUUUAUAUGAUAAUGUAUAUUGAUUUGACAUAAAAUGCGACCUGAAAGCUGGAAGCACUGUAUAGAGUAAAUCUUCUCACCAGUGCAGAGGUGGUUGUGUGAGGAGGAGGAGGAGGAUGCAAAAUUUUCCAUUUCGUGCAGAAUGAUUGCUUCCUGUCAUGGCAGAAAUGUGGAUCUGUGCAUGCUUGUGUUGGCUCAUUGUGGCAUAGGUAGCUGUGGCAAUUUUGUUUUCAAUGAGAGAGGAGAAAGUGGCAGCUUGAUAUGCCAUCAAUUUGUGGUCUAAGUUGGAGAAAAUGAGAAAUCACAGUGUUUGGAGGUGACAAGACAGUGGGGAGGAAGGAGAACCUCCUUUGGCUCUCUUUGCUUCUCCUACCAUGGCUGAUCUUGGGUCUUCAACACAGUGGAACAGUCGGUGCCCUGAACCCAUGUGGUGAGAGCCCCUAGAUAUGUAGACCAGGGAUGGCCACCUUCUGUGUUCUUGGAAGCCCCUCUUUUCCUGACUGUGGCCUGGUGUAAGGCUCUACAAUAAGAUGAGCAGAAAGAGCUCUGCGUGUGCGUUCGGUGUGGACACUGCUGGGAUGUUGCAUUCGACCCCAAACAAAGAUGUAUUGUUAACAUGGGAAGCAUAUUUCUUUCCCUUGGCAAGUGGCACCUUCUUCUGCCCAUCUCUCUGCCCAGCUCCUCUUCCCCUUCUCAUACUCCACACUGCGCCUGCAAAAAACAAACUGUGCAAACAUUCUUAUUUUCACAUACGUUGUCCACAAAAUAAUGUUAUUGAUUUAGAAUAAUUUUAUAAACUACUUAAUCAGACACAACCCUGAGUUGUGUUUAUGUAAAAUAUAAUAAAAUAAUUAUCAGUGCUAUAUGAAUAAAACCACACUGCCUUUUUGUAUGCAUUUUGCUUUUGUUUUUUAAUUAUUUCUCUGAACUGGGAACUGUGUUUUUGUCAAACUUUGAGAAGUGCAAAAACCAAAGAAGAUUAGUCUGGGAUGUGCAAAUCAAGUCACUUCACUUGAAAUUGUGGACUGGACAAAUCCUUGAGCAUCCCCAACGGCUGCUGUGCCCUUAUGGAGAAAGUGGUCAUCCUCCAUAGUCUGUUCCCUUGAUCCUUUCAAUUACUUUUCCUUGCUGAAACAUGGCCUUCCUCCCUUUGACACAGCCCACCAAUGCUGCCUCCUCCUCCUCCCCUGCUCCUCACCCCCCACAUCCCUAUCCUGCUGCUUUUUUACCCUCUGCUGUCCUUUGCAUCCCCAUGUUGCUGUUCUCUGUCACCCUCCUGAUGUCUGGCUAGUCACCUUCCUCGGCAACAGUGCCCAUUCUCUGCAGUGAGGUGAAAUUUCAACAUUCAUGUGGCUAGUCCCUCUGACCUAGCUGCCUCCCUGUCUCCUCUCCCUUUCCUCUUCCUUUAGUCUUUGCCUCUGAACUGACUCUCAGCACACACUGCCUUGGGCUCUCUCUGGAUCUUGGCUUCACUAAGGGCUGCUUUGUGCCUGACCUCUCUGAUGUGGAAAUCUUGUGUCUCCUUGAAAGUCACGCACUGUCUGUCCUCCUCAUGUGGUCCUUCUAUGGUCCACUCAUCCAGCAGCCUUCUCGGAAGCAUUAUCCUGUCUUCUCCUGUUGUCCUCCUCCCAGUGUGAAAUCUGGAAGCCCCUAGUCAUGAACCGGCCCAUGGGCGGUGGAUACAGAUUCAGUCAUUCUGACUCAAGGAAUGAGGCAGUUGAGUAGCUCGGCAACUGUAUCCAUGACUGAGCAGUCCUAUUUAGGAUCCACUCUGCUCACCCUGAAUAGGGGCAAGGGCUAGAAAAGGCGCCCGAAACAUAGUCUGCCUCCCUUUUUCCCUGACUGGAUAACUGCGCCCAGUGGGGUCACCACUCAGCGAUCACAAAAGACAAUUGAAAUUUGGAACAUGGAAUAUACGGACUUUGUUGGAUAACACAGACAAGGAGCGUUCCAAACACAGAACUGCCAUCAUCACAAGUGACAUUUUAACAUUAAUAUUGCAUCGCUUCAAGAAACUCGAAGAGCAGAAGAGGGACAACUGAAGGAAGAAAAAGGAGGCUACAGAUUCUUUUGGAAAGGUCUACAUGAACAAGAACAUUGAAUACAUGAAGUAGGCUUUGCUAUCAAAAAUGAUCUUGUGAAGCUCUUGUCAGAAGUCCCUACCGGCAUUAAUGAGCGACUUUCAAACCUUUGAAUAAAACUCACCCAAAACCAACAGACUACUAUUCUAAGCGCUUAUGCACCAACACUGGAUGCCGAUGAAGACAUUAAAGACAAUUUUUAUUCUCAGCUGGAUGCCACCCUGAUUUUCAUGCAAGAGUUGGGCGAGAUUUUGAUCUGUGUCCUGGGACGAUUGGGAAAGAAGGAAUUGGCAACAGCAACCAGAACAGAAAUCUUACUUUUGGCUAUACGUGCAAUUCUUCCUGAAAUUGAAAAAAAGUUCUUUUUAAGUGCUAACUCAACUAUUGCACAUGCAAUUGCUAUAGGAGCCCAACUCCUCCCAGUCUAUUCAAUAACCUCCAUAGCCUCCUGUUGAGAAAUGUCUGGUGCGGCAUUCUGGAAUUGCAAAAACAGCUUAUUUAUUGCAAUUCUUUGGGUUUACUGUGGAUAAGCUGUGAAAUGAGUGGAACUUCUAGGCAGCCUUGAGCUAUAACACCUCUCAUAUUAAAUUUUAAAAGGGGGGGAGGAGAGAGUUUGGGAGCAGGUUGAGUUAAAGUCCAAAGGGAGAAAUAUUUGGAGUUCAUAAUGGUUACUUUGAAUUAGAGUAGUGGUGGCACCACUGCUUCUUAUCACUGUUCCUCUCAGUCUCAGAAAAGAAUUGCAAAAGACUUGUGAUAAUCUGAGGUUCAAACCCAAUUUUUGGAAGUUACAACCUUGAAUGACCACUGCUUUGAAUAAUCUCCCUGCCCUUCUCCUUUGCUUAUGUUUCUUGACUGUGAGCCUGUGGGCAGGGGCUACCUUUGCUUUUAAUAAAUUUGUAGCCACUCAAAUAUGAGUUUCCCCGUUACUUAAAGACACCUUUUGGUUUUUCCCCCUCAGCAGGUUGAAGUGGAAGUGUACCGCAGGGAUUCUAAAAAGCUGCCUGGCCUGGGAGAUCCAGAUAUCGACUGGGAGGAAAGUGUCUGCUUGAACCUUAUCCUGCAAAAGGUAGCCUAACCUUUCUGUUUCUCCAGGCAUUGAUUUAUUAAUAUAGGAAGCCCCUUCCCUUUAUGGAACACAGAUAUUUUGUCUGUGUGUGGUUGUGAUGGGAAGGCAGUUUCAUUGGCCCUGUGCCCUUUGCUUCAUACGGAUAUAGGAUUUUCAUCUGUCCAAAAUUGCCUGCGUUUUGACAGCCGGGCUGCCUGGUCAAGGGCAAAGGCUGUAGUGCAUUUCCUUUGCAUGCAAAAGGCUCACUUCCUGGCAUCUCCAGAUAGGGGUGGGAAUGUCUCCAGCCUGAGACACUGGAGAGCCGCUGCCAGUCAGUGUUGACAAUAUUGAGCUAAAUGGUAUAAGGCUGCAUCCAAGGUGGUCAUCCAUAUAUGAGCUCUUCAUGGAGUGCUGGGGCUUAUGUGUCGCUUGUGAAUUGAUGGUGACCUGUGUUGCUUGUUGCGCCAAGCUGGAAGAAGGCAUCUAAGGAAUCAGUCAAAGGCCAAUGGUGCCUGCCAUUUCCAGAUGCAGCUUUGUUUCCUAGCUGGCUGCAAGGCAAGACCAGUAUUUUGGGGAUUAUUUUGAAGAAGCAUCGUCCUUCUCCUUAGUGCAAAUAGGAUAAUGUAAUGGAAGCUGUCCAGCAGGCCCAAGAAGGGAAAAGAGAGAACUUCUUAAAGUGCCUUCUUGGGGUGAUAAUAGAAAUAUUGAAUAGUAGGGUUGGAAAGAACAGUACCCUGAAUGUCAUCUUGUCCAGGCCCCUGCAAUACAGGAAUGUUCCUUAAGUUUGGAAAGAAAAUCAGCUCUGUCCCAGAAUUUGCAUUCAGAGGUGACAACUUGAUUUUCUCAGGGGAGGGGGUGGGGAGCCCAACUUCAGUGCUUCUCAAAUAUUUAAGGGUAAAGGGAGAGGAUCCAGAAGCUGACUGUGCCACUUACCUUCCAUUAUUCAGUAGCAUGGCAGGUAAGGCACAAGAACCAGUCUCUUGGAUUUUGUGACAUAAUCAUUCCUCUGCCGAGCCACUUCAUGUGUCUGGGCUCUGCUCUUCUCAUAUCCACAAUCACUAACCCACAUCCAUCACAUAAACCUCAGAGGUCCAGCUUUACUCCAUUCUGUGUGUGCCCUUCUGUAUGUAGCUUUUGCUAAUGCCUUGUCUAUUUUUUCUUAGCGUUGUAAGUGUCUAGUAACUGUCCAAACCACCAAAAAGAAAGUGUUCAGGUAUUCUCUUAAAUCAGGGGUGGUGAACUUCUGGCUUUUCCAGUGUUGGACUUCAUCCCUCAUCAUUCUCAGCCUUUAUGAUUGAUUCUCAGGUUUGGUAGGGGUCCAGCAACAUCUGGGCAGUCACAGGUUCUCUACCCUGGUUCUAAAUAAUACAUAUGCUAGGAAGAUGGAAACUACUUACUUGUGGGUUCAUUCCAUAGCAGUAAUAAAGUGUAUAAAUGACUGCAAUGGCAUUGGCAGGUGUGAUCACAUGGGACUCUUCAUCCUGGGAUUGUCCAAACUGUGGGAAAGGUCCAUGUGAUCAGCCCUAGUCACUCUGGAUAUGUUCCUAUGUAAUGCUAAGCCAUCAUUGGUCUUAAAACAAGGUUUGUUCAGCAAACCAUGAGUUGUCUCACUGAUGAGCCAUGACUUUUGCCCCCAUAGUUUGUUUUGUUUUCCAUUUGUUCUUCGGUUGUGUCUUUGUAGCUUGGUGUUUGGAGAUAAGGUGGCCACACAAACCUAAGCACGACUGUUGAAGACUGGAUUUUCCGAAUCUUAACAUUCUUGUUUAACCAUGGUUAAUUGGGCCACCUUGGUCGUCUCUUCCACCCUGGUUGUGUUCCUACAUAAUGCUAAGCCAUUGUUGGUUUUAAACCUUGAUUUAAUAUUUUUAUUUCUGGAAGACCCUGACCUCAAACCACACAGAUUCUGUUUUUAAUGCAUAUCAAUGCAAAAUAUAUGUCUGUGCAAUUUACUGUAAUCAUACAUUGGCUGUGCACCAGUGGACAACCAUUCUGAAUUAUAUCAGCUAUAGAUGAGAACAAUUGCUGGUGAGAUUACUAUGUUGGAAUAUACACAGUUCUAGGUUGAGCUGGCGCCUGUCAUUUCUGAUCUAGAAGACAAUUGUCUCCUAUUGUGUCAGCUUAGCAGCUCCUGCCUUAGCUGUUGCACAGUAUGUUGGAGUACAGAGACAGAUCUUUGUUUCCACUUAAUUGACAGUCUAGACUUCUCUGCAGUUUUAUUACUCAUUGAAGAUGCUAGACAUCAUGUACACCCUGGGAGUUUUCUUGCUCAAAGUUUGGAAUCUUGACUUUUUUAAAAAAGAGAGAGAGAAAUGAUUCAGUUUUUAAAGCUGUUAUAUUGUUGAUUUACAUUUAGUUUUAAUCUGUGGUUUUAGCUGACUUGAGCACUCUUUAAGGAAAGACUGGAUUCAAAUUCCAUAAAAUAGAUGUUGGGUCAUUCUAGAAUGUUUGUCAUGUGCUGUGUUCCCUUUUUUUAGCCCAACAAUAUUUAAUUGUUAGAUCAGUCAACUAAAAAAGCAAGAACCCAUCUCUGGUGGUCAAUUUUCAUUUGGGGGAGCUAAAAGUUAAUGGUUCACCUCCUUGCUAUUGAGGCUGUUUUGAUUCUGGUGUACUGCUACAAUAGACAAUUAAAAAGAAGACAUGAAAAACGACAUAAGUAAAAUAAGCUAUCUUACCCUUCUGUAUAUUGAGAGUGUGACAGAAUUCAAACGCAUCAUCAACAAGCAGAUAACUUCUCAACUACAGUGGUACCUCGGGUUACAUACGCUUCAGGUUACAUACACUUCAGGUUACAGACUCCGCUAACCCAGCAAUAGUACCUCAGGUUAAGAACUUUGCUUCAGGAUGAGAACUCCGGUGGCGUAGCGGCAGCAGGAGGCCCCAUUAGCUAAAGUGGUGCUUCAGGUUAAGAACAGUUUCAGGUUAAGAACGGAGCUCCGGAACGAAUUAAGUACUUAACCCAAGGUGCCACUGUACAAAAUGUUGAAGAUGGUGUCUGCACUUAAAACAAAUAAAAUCCCUCUGCCGCCUCCCCCCCCAGGUUUCAGAUGUGUGGAUGUACCUUUCUGUUCCCCUUUCAGACUGGUUUUGCCCUUGGAGAAGUCCUCCUCUUUCUGUUGGCCUUUGUUCUCUGUCCUGCUAUAUUUAUUGUCACAGAGUAGGGAUAUUAAAGUUGUGAUGGCGAAACCUCUGCAGGUAGAAGUGUCUCUGGCUGCCACUGGCCAGAGGGGCCAACUCCCUGGGGCCUGAGCACCCACAAAAUUCUCCAUGAAGGGACUGAGCGCCCACAAAUUUCAGUGCCACUGAAUUGCACGCUGCAUUGCACCCGCGACCUCGGGCACCCAUGACUGGGGGCCAGGCUGGCACUCCUGCCCUUGGCUGACCUGCUCUGGUCUUAGGAAGGGUCAAGGUAAGCAGAAAGGUCUGGCAAAGGAGGAGUAGAGGAAAGAGGAAACAGGUAGCUCAGAACAAGAGGAGGCAGCAUGAUCCUCGUUUGAUAAAAGUGCUGUUUUUGAACUAGGCUGUGUGUGUCCUGGGAGGAGGGUCUCUGCAGAGCAGUUAGACAUUGACUGGGGAAGGAACUUGCCUUUAAAAAGCAGACCAGAGUAUUUAUGAAUCAGAGAGGAAAUGGAAACUGGAAGGUCACAUUUUCUCCUCUAGUUGCUGACGCUGGGGAGCAAAGCUUAUUGAAAAAGCUGUUAAGGCUGUCAUUCUGCUUUGGUUGUGUACAACCAUUAAUGCUUCUUUUCCAAUGCCUUGGUGUUGUUUCAGCUGGAUUACAUAGUGACUUGUGCGGUGUGUACUCGUUCAGAUGGAGGGGAUAUCCACAUUCAUAAAAAGAAAUCCCAGGUGAGAAGUGCAGCUCAUCGUGAGAAACUUGAAGGGACAGCCUUGAUCUCAGCCCCUUUCCCUUCAUGUACAUGCCAAUAUCCAUGCAGCAAGCUAAUAACAUCUUCCAAAUGGUUUCUUCCAGCAAGUCUUUGCAUCUCCAAGUAAGCACCCUAUGGAUAGCAAAGGGGAGGAAUCGAAGAUCAGCUAUCCAAACAUAUUUUUUAUGAUUGACAACUUUGAAGAGGUAGGUCGCUCACAAGAACAGAUGCCAUUUCUUGUGCUCGUCUUUAAUUUCAAAUAGUUGUGGUAGCUCCAGCCAACAGUGCUGUGUUUACUUAACGUAACUGCACUGCAUGGGAACAUCUGGACACAUCUGAGUUUGUUUCCUCUACUUGUAUUCCUUUUCCUUAGAAAGCUUGGAGCAGAUUAUGUGGGGCUCCUGACGGUCUCCCCUCUGAGCCUAGGCUGGCUCUUGGCUCCUCUGUUGGUACAGAGGACCUGUAAACAUAGAGGAACCUUACCUACAAGUGUUAAUCACUUGCAGACAGACAUAAUCACUUGCAGACAGACAGGAGUGUGGUGGAGUCUCCUUCUUUGGAGGUCUUUAAGCAGAGGCUUGACAACCAUAUGUCAGGAGUGCUCUGAUGGUGUUUCCUGCUUGGCAGGGGGUUGGACUCUAUGGCCCUUGUGGUCUCUUCCAACUCUAUGAUUCUAUGAUUCUAUAUGCAAAAUACUGUAAAGCAAGUUCAAAGCCCAAAGGAAAGACUUGGAAAAGCUCAGUAACUGUUUAACCUCGUUAAAUAAAAUGCAUGUCAAAAUUUUGCAGUAUCUUAUCAAAUAAACCACAGAGCCUAGGGCUUGCCGAGCAGAAGGUUGGCUGUUCGAAUCCUUGCGACGAGGUGAGCUCCCGUUGUUCAGUCGCAGCUCCUGCCCACCUAGCAGUUCAAAAGCACGUCACAAGUGCAAGUAGAUAAAUAGGGAAGGUAAAUGGCAUUUCCGUGCACUGCUCUGGUUCGCCCGAAGUGGCUUAGUCAUGCUGGCCACAUGAUCCGGAAACUGUAUGAAGGCUCCCUCGGCCAAUAAAGCGAGAUGAGCACCGCAACCCCAGAGUCGUCCACGACUGGACUUAACAGUCAGGGUCCCUAUACCUUUAUCAGAUAUUGCCAAAGGCUUAGAGAUUGUCCUUUUCCUUAGACACUCUGAAGGUUGGCCCUGGGCAAAACUGGAGGUUGUUAAUCCACCAUAUCCAGCCCCCCGACCUGCCCUUGCUGGCAGAGCAGAAGCACCUGUGUACUCUUCUGCCCUUCCUCCUCCUCCUCCUCCUCCUCCUCUUCUUUUUCUUCUUCUUCUUCUUCUUCUUCUUCUUCUUCGCUAUUUCUCUCCCAUUAGAAAUGAAAGGGUCAGUUCUUAAAUUUCCCCUGGACUUGAGGGUCUUUGGGGGGAACCACCUUUUGGCUCAGCUGAUGACAAGGUGGUGAUGGGAGACCUGGUGUGGUGUCUCUCUCUCUCCCUCUCCCUGUACCUCCCAGGGGUCCAGAGAGAGGACUGCAGCCUCACCAUGACUGUGUUGUGUUCCUCAGUGGACAGUAGACCGUAUGUCAGCAGAAUUGGGAGGGAAGCACUUUCUGAUGAUUGCCCCCACCCCAUGCCCCUUUUAGGAAGAACAGAGGUGUGCUUCAGUGGGGAAGGGGAGAUAAAUGGAAAUUGGUUCCCUCUCUCUUCAGUCACACAACGCUCAAUUUCUCUCCCCCCCCCCCCACAUUAUAUUGUAUUAAGUUAUGCUUUGUGAGCAUUUUGGGCAAUUUCAUGUUUAAUGCUCUUCCCCCUACUGCCCUUCUUGCUCAAAAAAAUAAAAUCGGAUACAUUUUAACUGCUACAAGUUUUAGUGCUUUCAGGCCAAUCAUUUGGAAUUUGCUUUUCAGAAACAAAGUCCUGCAUUGUGUGCCUUGAAAAGGACGCUUGUAUUUUGCAAUCUAUGUAAAAUAGGCGGCAGCAAAUGAAGUUAUCUAGAGCUGCUGUUUUUUCCUCCUUCUACUAAGUGCAAGUUUUUUGGAUGUUCAUUUAGGUGUUCAGCGAUAUGACUGUGGGAGAAGGUGAGAUGGUCUGUGUGGAGCUGGUGGCCAGUGACAAAAGCAACACCUUCCAAGGAGUCAUCUUCCAGGGAUCGAUCCGCUACGAAGCCCUCAAGAAGGUCUAUGACAACAGGGUGAGAGCCCUGCAGAAAUAUGGAAAACUAUAGGAAAAUAAAGUAAUGGAGACUGAUUUGGACUGAUAAUGAAAUGUGUGACACAUGAUUAAAGCAUUUAGGAUCCACGAUGGAGUGAUGGGAAGCCGUUAUAGAAAUUGUGUAUAAGGAAAGAAACUAAGCAAGUGGGAAUAUGUAUUUUUCUUUUUCUGAAUGUGUGCUUUUUUUUGAAUUCAAAAAAGCAUUAAAAAAAAGACAAUGGGGUGAGAGCCCUUUUGGUGAUGGUCACCUGCCUAGCUAGGUUGAUACCUCACAGGUGACUGCACUAGGUAUUGCUGCAUUUGCCUCAUUUAUGCCUAAAGUGACUAUUGGGAAGUGGGGUGCCUGUUUUCUACAACAACAUGGGGGAUAAAUUUACCCUGGUCCCUUCCUCAUUUUACCUUGUUGUUCUGCACUGCUACAACUCACUGGGAGAAAAGUGCUUAUGUGGUCAGGGAGCAGGGAGGGUUCAGUCCCAGUUUACUCCUAAGCCUCUGACUCUUUGAAGGUAAAGCCAGAAUUUCUUAAGGAGCCAUAAACUGUUACUAGGAGAAGCAAAAUCCACUUGAGUUCUCUUGGAAAUGUGAAAGGUGUUUGAGUGUAGAAAACUCUCAGUCCAAAUGCAGACUGUUGUACCAGCUUCAUGCAAAAAUGUUCUGUGCAUUUCUAAAACUUUCUAGAUUAUCCUCUGUUUUUAGCCAUGUGCCUAAAUGGUUGUGUAUAAACAAACCAGACUGCCUGGAGAAUUCCAUAGGCUGCCACAGAUAAGGACCUCACACCAGUUGUCACCCACCUAAUAUCUGAAGGUGGAAGCUCCUGGAGCAAGAUCACCAAAGACGACCUUUAAUAAACAAACAGCUUUGUAUGAAAGAAGGAAGUCCUUUAGAUACAGUGCUGCCACUUUUUCUUUUUCUUUUUUAAGAGUUUGGUAGCUAAAAUCGGCACUUCAAAUUAUAUUCAAGACGUAAGUGGAAGGCAGUUAAGAUUUUCUAGUGCAGACAAAAUAUUAUCAGAUAUGCAAGUCCUGGUCCACAACCUGGUUGCUGCAUUCUGAGCCAGCUGAAGUUUCCAAAUGUUUUCAAGCGUUUGCCCACAUUCAGUUAUAGUUAUUGAAACUGAACAUGGCCAGAACAUGGAUAAGACUGAAAAGGGCAUCUCUGCCCAUAGAAGGCUGCAGUAGGUAUACUGGCCUAAACUAGUGGAAAGUGCUUCACAUAUAUAAAACAACAGUAAAUGCAGACUUCAGAAACAGCAGACACAAUAAAAUGAUCAAAAUAUAGAUCAAAAAUUUUUUUAAGCAAAUGUAGAUAAUAAAAAUACUUGUCUAGGUAAACAGAACUCUCUUUAGCAGGUGUCAAUAAGGGUAUGAUUGUUCUUGCCAAAUAUGAAUAGGCAGGAAGUUCCAGAGAAGAGGAGCUGCCACACUAAAAGGUGAAGUUCUUAAAAGCACGGAAUGGACAUUAAGGGACAGUUUUAGAAGUGCCAGUUCCACAGAUCUAAAUUAUUAUUAACCCCUGAGAUAACAGAAUGCCUCAACCUGGCACCUGAAUGACAGCAAGGCAGGCAUCAACCUUCCCUGGGCUGGGAAUCCAAUAACCAGUCUUACAUUUUUACUGUUCGUUCUAGGUAAGCGUUGCAGCAAAAAUGGCACAAAGGAUGUCCUUUGGCUUUUACAAAUACAAUAAUAUGGAAUUUGUGCGAAUGAAAGGGCCACAAGGAAAAGGACACGCGGAAAUGGCCGUGAGUCGCGUUUCAACUGGUGACACGUCUCCCUGUGGGACAGAGGAAGAUUCAAACCCAGGUUCACCUCUACAUGAGAGAGUGAGUUAAGUUCUCCAAUCUUGGACUCUGGAGAACUCCGUUUGUUGAGGAGCCAGAAGUGUAUCUUUGCUGUUCAAAUCUACCUCUGUUGGGCAGGAUGUCUGCGUCAAAUAAAAACCAAAACAGUAGAAAGAAUUCAUCUUGCAGCUUUGGAAACCAGUUUGACUCUAAAGUGAAACUGUCAGAAAACCUUUAAAUAUCUCCUUCUCUGUUAAAGUUAGAGUAUCUAAGUAAAAUUGCCUUUGAAGUCCAGGUAUGUCUUCUAUAUUGCCUGUUGGCAAUCACUGUAUUAAAAUACUGGAUAUUUUGCAUUAAAAGGUCAGCUGUCCCUAAAUGGUCACUGUACAUAAAUGGUGGUUUGUUCAUGUGUGUUUGUUCAGUAGCUAGAAGAAUGCAUUUUCAAAACAGUGUUCAGGAAGCAGUUUUUAUAUCCACCAGACUGCAAUUCAGAGCAGAUAACCAUUGAAUGAGGUUUAAAAUAAAAUACAAUGUCAAUCAAAACAUAGAGCAGUCAAAAUUAUCUCAUAACCUUCCUUCCCAAUUUAUUUCUGAUUUUCUUCUUUCAGGUCACUUCAUUCAGCACACCUCCAACUCCGGAACGCAACAACCGCCCUUCUUUCUUCUCCCCCUCCCUUAAAAGGAAAGUGCCGCGGAAUCGAAUUGCUGAAAUGAAGAAAUCCCAUUCUGCCAAUGACAGCGAAGAGUUCUUUAGGGAUGAUGAUAGUGGAGGUGAGAGAAGAGUGAUCUUGAGGCAUGGCUGGGCUUUUGCUGCUGGUGUACACUGAUGUCACUAAAUCAGGCUUGGAUUCUCUCAGCCCAACUGUGUGACACACAAAAAUGAGAAAAGAUGAACUAAGGUCCCAUUGAGAACUAGAGUUCAUGCCUUUACAAACUAAACUUAGAUGUAUUUUCUUAUUAUCAUCACUUUGACCCAUGGAACCUCCUAGUUGGAUCCGAUUGUGGUAUUCACCACUGUGGAAAACACUACAUUGUGGUGGGAGGUUAUCUUGUGAGAUUAGCAGGACUGGACAAUAAAUCUGCCUGAGGUUGCAGAUCGCAUGCAGGAUAAUGAGGUGACAUUCCCGUUUCAUAUUGAAGGCGGUGGAAAUUGCGUUUUUGAAUGUUCCCUUACUUAAAAAGCUCUUUGCAAGUGGAAAACCAGCACAGUGGGGGAGGACAAGACUAGAACCUUUUCUCCCAGGUGUUGCUCGUUUUCUACUUGCAGGGAGCUUUUUAAGUGAGGGAACCUUCAGAAAUGGCUUCCCACCCCCGAAAUGCAAAAUGUGUUGGUACAACUUACCAUUGCAGAAUUCUAUCAACUCAUUUUCUGUUGCGUUUGUGGGUCAGGUCUAAGGUGAUGCAGAACAAGCUAUUCUGUGUAGUGGGAAGGACUUUUGACUAACUGGCUUAGGAGCUUGAGGAAGAUGGACUUGCUUAGAAAGACAAUUGCCAUACUUCAUUCCUGAUGAUGGCAUUGUAAAUAAAUCAGUGAUAAAGGACAUGCAUUUAACUCAGAAAAGGUUCUACAUUCUGCUCAUGAUGCCUCCAGCAACCGAAUCACAGGGAACCAAGCAGGGAACUUCAAGGGUUUCCAAGUCAGAGAAGGUAGUAUUGAGUUGAAUAAUGGGCUGAUUUGUAUAUAAAACACACACAGCUCUUAGCUGUCACUGCUGAAUGGAGCCUCUCCUGUUCAGAGGGCAGGAUGCUUGUGAUUGCUGGGUGCAUGGCUGCGAUAUUCAUCCCUUGUCUUGUGAGCUUCCCAAGGCAGUGUUGGCACAUGGGGUUCUGCCCUUGAAGGGCCUUGUAGUCUGUUGGCUGGACAAUGGUUUUGGGGGCAGUAAUGUUUUGCUUACUUCCUGCAGCCUUGUUGUAUCUUGGCAGAUCUGCACAAUGCAACAAACCUACGCUCGCGGUCUUUGUCUGGAACAGGAAGAUCUCUGGUGGGCUCAUGGCUGAAGCUAAACAGAACAGAUGAAAACUUCCUUCUCUAUGCACAUCUAACCUACGUCACAUUGCCAUUGCAUCGGAUCUUAACAGGUGAGAAAAGCCUCAUCCACAUUUCAGAACAGGACAACCCUGACGCUCACCAGCAGCUUCUCCUGCACGUGCCUUGCUGAAAUGAGUGGCAGGUAUGGAGGAAGGUCUCCCAUUCUGCAUAUGGGUGCUUGUGCAGGAGACAUUCCCAGUGGAGUGUGCCCCUUCUGUCCAAGUGACAGUUAUCUCAAAAGCGUGAAUUAACUCUAAAAGGGAGCACAGCUGGGUAAGUUUUCAAUAAUGUACCAGUGUGAAGACACCCCAAACAACUGGAGCUGCUGCUGAUCUGUCUGGCAAGUGGUGAAGAGAAUUCAGCCAUUAUCUAUUAAGCAAUGAAGUGAGCUUCUUCUUCUGUUUCUUCCGGCACCUCCAGGAGAGUUUGAGCAGCCCUGGGACCACAUAGAAGAGCCUGUGCUACAGCUUGUCACAGCAGUAUUAACCCACAUUCAUGGAAUUAGGGACAUUGGCAUUGGAUCUGUACUGAGCUAGUUGCACUUCGAUUCUGUUGAAAUCAGUGUGAAAAAUUAGUUAUAAUUCAAAUUCCAUUGCACUUCAGUGCAAUUAAUUUAGGGUUGCAUCCAAUGCUGCAAUAGAGGUUCCUUUUCCUCUCCUCUCCUGCACACCCUCAAAACCUGCUUCGGUCUUUGGAGGAUCCUCCAACCCUUCUGAGCAGAAUCUGAAGGUGUACAGGGGAGAGAAGUCUCAUUGUGCAAGCAGCACAGCAGGGCUGGAUACAGCCCACAGCCAGCAUCCAACUCACAAUGUCUCUUGUUUUGAUAGUUCAAAGCAAUACCCCAUUUUCAACCUCUGCCAAUAGCCAUUGUGCUUUGGAUGGUUGUGUCUACAAGGUUUUAGCCGCAGCAGCAGCACCUUCAUUUCAAGAAAGAAAGGUACAUUUUCCCCAUUAGACUCACCGCCCUUGAUAGUCAGGGUGUCUUUGAAUGUUUGUGUGUGCGUUUCAAAUUUCAGCUUUUGUGACAGUGUGGAAGCACUUUAACCAUUUAGGGGUAUGUUUUGUCUACCCCCCAAUUUCAGCUGAAAGGAAAUAAUGUUCCCCUCCUAGUUGUUGUUUUUUUAAACACUAAGCCAAUGUUGAGUACAUGUGGUUUAAAAUGUGAGGGUUCUAGCUUACCGUAUUUUUUUGCUCCAUAAGAUGCACCUGACCAUAAAACGCAACUAGUUUUUAGAGGAAAACAAGGGGGGCAAAAAUUCUGAACGAAACAGUGGAUGUAUGAUUUUUGUGGUUCAUGCUGUGGCCACAGACAUGUGAUCUGAUGGUGAAUUUGGGGUGACCCACCGCAAAAAUCCUGAGGAUCCCCCCUCCCAGGCAGCCUCCUUUAUCUCUAGCGUCCCUUAUCUCUCUUCCGAUCCCACCGAUUAGCUGUUUCCUUUCAACACUCCCUUCCCUCUUGUUUGCCUUAGUGUCUUUUCCUUAGCCAGAGCAGUUUUUUGCUCCUCCUUUUCUUCUAAUUUCUCUCCUUAUUGCUUUAGUCUUCCUGUUUCCCCGCUUUGCAAGUUUGCUGUCUUUACCUCCCCUCACCCAGGCAGCCUCCUUUAUCUCUAGCGUCCCUUAUCUCUCUCCCCGAUCGGCAAACGAUCAGCGGCUUUGUUUCAACACCCACUUCCCUCUUUCCAAAAAAAAAGCAAAAAAAAAAGCAUGAUCUGCUUUUUGCCCCUGGGCAAUUCGGCUCCAGGGACCACACAUUUGCUCCAUAAGACGCACAGACAUUUCCCCUUACUUUUUAGGAAGAAAAAAGUGUGUCUUAUGGAGCGAAAAAUACGGUAUGUGGAAGCACCCAAUGAUUUCAAGAUCUCUGCGAAUGAGGCCCAAGCACCUUUACUCAUUGAGAUAUUAUAGCCAAAGAACUGUGGCCCAGAAUCCUCACCACGAUCCUGUCAUCUUUCUUGUUUGCUUAGAUAUUCUGGAGGUGCGGCAGAAACCGAUUCUGAUGACAUAGCAGAGAGCUGGGCACUGCCUUGGAAGCCAUGCAGCCAAGUGCCUAAAAACAACAACUACAGUGCUCUUCUGUCACAGCAGCACCACCUAGCGUCAGAAACUUAACAUAACACUGAAAAAAGGGAUGUUUUGGGAAUUACCAGCCAGCCAUUCAAAAAGUGCCUCUUCCUCCCUCCCUCUGCUAUACAUACUAUAUACCCUCUUAAAAAAAAUGAAAAAAAGACUACAUCUCUUUAUAGUUAUGACUGGCAGAAAUAACUUGACCAAUAAAGAAGACAAAGGGGGAAAUAAAGAACAAAAAGAACCCCCAACAACACAAAAGUUGGGGCUGUGUUUAAAACUAUGCUUUAUGAACCAUUUGUUACAGUGUUUACUUCAUAACUGAAAACCAACCAACCUGUACAGAAUGUAUUAACCUUUAUAUAUUUCGAGAGAAAUGUCCAUAGGAUUUCAUACUGUUGUACCAAUGAACUUCAAUGAACUUCUGAGAGAUGGUUGAGAACACUCCUUUGUUGCAUCAUAAAACAACUUUGUGUAUGUGUUUUAAAGUUGAUAGGGUAGCAGAAUAGUAUAAGAGCAAAGGGAAGUUAGGGACUUAGAUGGAGCAGACCAAAUGGAACUUGAAGUCUUGGUCUUUACGCUUCCCAUGAGUGAUACAGUUUUAAGGCUCACGUAGCAAAAACUGAUUCCGCAAUGACAUCUUCACCUACCAAAGAUCAGCAAAAAGUACCGCCAAAAAGGCUUGAAAGAGUGAGCUCAACACUUGGAAGAAAUGUGCUAAAUGUGAUUUGGUUUCAUUAUGGCUAUUACUUCUGGGAGCAAACCUGUCUCUAGUAGCAUAGAAUGUCUGCAUAUGAGAAGCAGGAAACACAAACCUAAAGACUCUAGUACCAAAAAACGCAGCAGACCUCAGCCAGUUACCACACCAUUGGAAAUUAAAACUAAUUGAAGUGGGCUACUAGAAAUCUUUUAUACAUCAAACUUUUCAUUAGUACUAUAUAAUGAAACUCGUUUUCCUGGAUCUUGGUUCUGCUGAUUCUGUGAUUCGCUGUCCUUUGGUAUACAGAAGCCUAAUUAUUUAAAAUUCUCUAGAACACUUCUGUGACAUUUUGUAAAAAGAAGGAAAAAGGAAACCCUGGCAAGGGCAGAGAGUUGGUAUUUGUGGGGCGCUGAUUGCAGAACCAAGUAUGUUGCAGUUGUAGCAGAGGAUGCAUAAGACACUUACCUGUUUGCUUAUAGCAAAGGUUUCACUCCUCUACAAACAUAGGUACUGUUCUGAGGUGAGUUCUUUAAAAAGGUUCUUAAACUUGAGUUUAAAAGAUCUGCCCAUGGAGAGCAUCUGUUGGUUGGUGCUUGUCUUGUCCUAAAUAUCCUUUCUCCUACCCACCCCCAUUUCUCAAUCCCCAAAUAAGUUUUGCAUCUGAAGUGUUUGUGGAGCAACAUGACCAUGUCCAUGUCUGCUAAUUUCUUUCUUUUCUUUUUUAAAAUGAUGGACAGCCUGAAUAACUCACAUGGGGAAGGAUGGGCAGGGUGACUGUUCCAGUGUGCCAUUUCCUGCUCUGUGUGAUCAUCAUCCCAGUUGUGAUGCUGGGAAUGAGCCUGGAUCUCCCCCUUAAGUGAAAAAUCACCUGAAAGUGUUCUUUGGAAUAACAGUAUGGCUGCCUUCAUCCUGAAAUUCAGCUUGCUCAAACGGCUCCUUUAAUUGUAAAUCUCAUUAACUGUCCUUUGUCACUGCCUUCUUACCUUUUAAAAUAAUGCAUUAUAGCCAAAACAUGGAUUAACAAGUCUGAUUGGCAGCUAUAAAGGGUGGGAAGAAAAAAUGUGUGUGUGUUGAGCAGGGAUGGGUGUGUGUUGAGCAGGUGUUUCUCUUUAUUUUAAAAAAUUAGUUCCAUUUCUAUUCUAAAGCAAAUGCAACAAAUAUAGAGUAUUCCUCUGGCAGAGAGAAGUCAGGAAUAUAAACAAGCAAGUGCCACUCAGAUUCGUGAGAUUUUGCUCUCUGUACGGAGAUUAAUACCAUGGAACACAAACCCUGGACUACUAUUUUUCUUCCUUCCACGACUACUUUUUGUCGUGAACUUUACCUAUGGCAUUAAGUAGUUCAGCCUAUCAAAUGCAACUAUUUCUUUAUAUCAUGGAUUGUUCCCCUUGCAGUUGUAAUUGAAUACUUGUUGUGGAAUCCCUCUUCCUGCUGAAUCCUUUGCUUCCCUCACUCUCAUUCCUGCACUGAGCCACUUCGCUUGCACCUUGCAUGCUCACCUGGUCAUGGACUGAGUUACUGCAGGUGAAACAGGGGCUGUUGGGAUGUUCUAACAUGUUAAGGGGAACAGGAAUGACCAAAGCCUUUCCUGCACACACAAAAAAUCAAUGUGUCGGGGGCAGAAGUUAGCCACCUUCUGAACUACUCUGUACGUGGCAGGGUUUUAUUGGAGACAUUAAGACACAAAGUUCUCUGCCUACUUACUUGGUAUAGCCAAGAAACAAAUUGUGUGUGGCUGCUGAUUGUAUAUCUUAGCUCUUAAAACUGGUGCUUCCUUAAAACAGCAGUUGCAAACAAGUGACAAAAAUUGUUAUAAAAUAACCUUACCACCACUGUGGAUUUUUUAAAAAAACACACACAAAAACCUGGAACGUCCACCAUGCUGGAACAAAGUACACUUGCACGUUACAGCAAACAAGGUGCUGCUGCCAAAAAUGGCCUCUGUCACUUUUCGUACUACUUUUCCUGCUGCAACUCAAGUUCUGAAUUUCCCUGCCCCUCAUCCUAGGUGAAAUGACAUGUUAUGUGGAAGAGGUGAGAAUAUGAAAUGGGAAUACCUUAAAACCCCUGCCAAAUCAAGAAUGCAGUUAAUGAGGGUAAAACAAUAGGUCCACAUUCAUUUCCAAACUCACAGUGCAGUCCUGUAUGCAUGUUUCCUUUGAGGUGAGCCCCCCAUGUUCAGCAGGGCUUAAUCCUAGGUUAGUGUGCAUCAGAUUGUAGCCUUAAGAUAAUGUAAUUCAGAGGCAGCCUGGUGACUUUAAUGCAAGUCCCACUGAACACAUCAAAAGGGGGGAGGGAUUCUUUAGACUGAGCAUUCUUGGAAAAAAAUGCAACUGAAGUCUUAAUUGUUCAUUUAUUUUUUAUUAUUCCUCAUUAAACUGAUCAGAGAUGGAUAUAAUCCGUAUCUUUUUCAGGCUGCCAUUGUACAUGUAGUUCUUCAGCAAAAUGGCUACCUACAGUUCUUACUACAUACACCUUUGAAAUUCAAAUUGCCGAAAGAUUAAAAGGGGAAGAAAUCAUCUCACUCCUAGAGGCAUGUUUAAAUUUUCCAAGUUUUGCAGAUUAAUGUCAGUUUUUGCUUAGAGCGGGGUUACUCCUCUACCAGCUGUUGUCAUGCUAAACCUCAGAAAGUAAAGGCUAGACCACAUUGUGCUGGUGAGGCCUGUUUCAGUCCCCCUAAAGUGGCUUAAAGAGCUGGAUACAUAGAAACGUAAAGAUGCUCCCAUGCCCACAUAUUUCUACUGAAAUGCCUGGGGCUGAUCCGGAGGCCUUUCUGUAUGUCAGGUUCAUGCAGCAGUGGGGAUACGAUAACAACCACCUCUUGCAGGGGUUGUGUUUAGGUAUAAAUGUUGGACUGUGGUUGGGCUGUUGCCAGCCUAUUCUGUGCCUUUUAAAAUCCAGCUCUAUAUGUAAAAUCUAAAUUUCAAAUAUCUCUGUGAUUAUAUGUGAACAUAAUGUGCAGCUGUACAUAGCUGGGUUUGAAGGACUUUAAUGACACAAAGAAUCCCCUCCACCCUAAAUUUAUGCUGCACUCUCUUGAGAAGUGUUUUGUGGGCUGAGCCACUUAAUGCUCAUGUUUGGAAAAGUGUUGAGGCAGCUUUGCCAAGUCAUUGCUCUACCCCUGUUCCUUUAUAGGCACUGGUCGUGGGCUGGAGGCUACACCUGUUUCCUUGUACUGGCUUACAUCAUCUUUAGAGCAGGGCCAGGCAGAACGUCCGUCAGGGUCUCCUCAUACUUCAUUCACACUACAUAAGGGUUUCGGAUUCAAAAGGAAGUAAAAAAAAAAAAAUCUGUCAUGACUGGUUGUAUGCUAAUCAAUUAUUUAUUGCAUUUAUUUGUCACUUUAUAGAACAAUAUCUCAAAGCAACUUUGCAGCUACAUAAAAUACCUAACAGCAAAACCACAUCAGGCCAGUGACCCAUUUAGAUCAGCAUCCUGUUCUCACAAUGGCCAGUCCCAUACUUGUGGGAAGCCUGCACGCAAGACUAGAGCACAAGAGCAUCUCUCCUGCUGUUUCCAGCAACUGGUCUUCAGAAGCAUUUUGCCCUGGAGGCAGAAUAUCACCUUUGUGGCUAAUAGCCAUUAACAGUCAUCAUCUCCACUAAUUUUUCUAAUCCCCUUUUAAAGCCAUCCAAAGGGAGGUUGGCGGAGCCUUCCUGGAUGCUUUUGACCAGAUCUUUGCACAGCCCUGCCCAACAUAGUUUUAAGAACCUCAGAACUGUAGGGACUCUGAUAAAGAUUUGUACUGUUACUUGCUGGUUACCUGAGUGUUUUUACAUCAACAGAUGCAGCUGAAAACUGACUGCUUCAGUUUGUCAGGCUAGAGAAAUGCCUUGAAGGGAACAGGUUCCCUGCCCCUGCUGUAUAUACUGGCACAAAUCCCAUUUGUGCCAGAGGCAAGUCUGUCUAGUUAGACACAGCCUUAAUUUUUAUUUACUACCAAACAUCAGCCAAACCACUUCGUAAUUUACAUCUCAAUGUUUCAGCCCACCCCCCUGCUGCCUUCAGACGGUGUGGUCUGCUUUUUCUAAGUGCUAGAUCAAUUUUUAUGGUUAAUGUUAAAUACCUUAAAUGAACUAUUCAGUUACCACAGGGCCUUAUUCACCCAGGCGUGUUCAGUACUUUGUACGCUGGAACACUAAAUGGUUUUUCUGUCUGUCCACCCGAACUGCAACUUUAGUAUACCCUCCUAUGAGUAAGAGGGCAGUCUCCUUAGAGCAACGAUGUAAAUUUAAGCACUCCAGAUAAGCUCACUUGCUACCUUCAGCAGCUAGUGCAUAGGCAGAAGAAACUCUUGCACUCAGAUUUCUCAGUAAAAGAAAUGAAUUCAGGUCAUAAUGAGAUGCCAGAAAUGCGUAUGAGCAAAAUAUCCAACAGUGUCUGUGGAUUCUGUGGAUUUGUUGAUUAUAAGGCACACUAGAGUCAUUUCAACAGAGACCAGUGAGCGGUGAGAACUAGGCUGCAGAGCGUUAGGUGGUAGAAGAUGGGUAUUGCCCUCCGUUGACUCAGUUCCCCCAGCACUAGGGCUUUGCUUUCUACCACUGAGGUGUUUGUGAAAGCCAUUUAGGAAAAGUGGUACACUUUGGCCUAAGGUGGCUUCCUGGUGACUCUAACAAUGCAGAACGAAACCUACUCUUACCUUUAUAGCCCACUUGUGGGAUCUGUUUCUUGAUCACAUUGGGGUUGGAGCUUUUUAAAUGUUAAUUCUUUCCACUGUAUUAGAAUAUCCUGUAUUGGAAUCAAUGGCAGGUAAUUUAAUUCAUAUAGAAUGGCCUCCUAGCAUCAAAGAGGUACUUCACUGCACAGACACUGUGAAUGCUCUUAAUAAUCCUUAUGGUGAUAACUGAGGAACAAGCAUUCUUGAUUGCUAUCACAUGGGAAGCACACAGUAGCCUUCCCAAUUGUUAUUUUUUGAAAGCAGCCUUUGGCUAUAAACCUAGUUUUGUGCAUCUCUCUGACCUUUGUCACAUUGUGACUGCCUUGGGAUCCCUGCUCCAUGAGGCCAGCCUUCCCUCCCAUCAGGGGUGAUGGACAGGAUUUAUCUUAACUACAAACAGUGCAUUCCUUUCCUUUCUUAAAUAUGAACAGAUGACCUUCAUUUAUACACCUGAAGCAGGGCAAAUGUUGAUUCUAGCAUCUAACAGAAUGCUAAGAACUGUUCUUUUAUGCAAAGAUAUAUUCAAGCUGCUAGUCAACAUGGAAAUGCCUUUCAGUACCUUUCAGAACUUGAACAUCAUUUGCCAAUUUCUUUCUUAUUUUUUAAAACCUAAAUUUCUAUGGAGAAAUUGACUCCCAGAACAGUUCACAAUAAUUCAAAUCCCAAGCAAAAUGCAAUUCAAAUAGCUACAAUAAACAUCAAUAUGAAAACCAUGACAGCACAAAACCAAUACCUCCUGCAGUCAGUUCCAGAAACCACAAUUUAACAUUCUAAAUACCACUAGUCUAGGUAGAGAGAUCUUAAGAACUGUCUUAGGAUGUUAAUCUGUUGCUGUUGGAUCCUGCUUUUUCUUUCAGGCUGCAGCUCUAUACACAAACACACUACAAAGCACCAUGGUGCAUCGAGGGACUUACUCCUGUAUAGACAUGCAUUAGAUUGCACCAUCCAAUUACAUUUCUGGAAUGAGUGUUGAUUUUGGACACUGCCCCAGAGAGGGCCAUGAGGCCCAGUGACUCAGUAGAGCAAAGGUGGGAACAAUUGUGCCCCACGCCAAAGAGGUUGUUGGACUCAUCAGCCCCAGCCAGCAUUACCAGUGGUCAAAGAUGAUGGGAGCUUGAGACCCUGUUUGUGGCUUUUAAAUGAGUCCACACAGAAUCAGAUGGGAACCAAGCCUUGACCUGUUUUAUCAAUGGAAUGCCAUCUAGAAUGGGUAUUAGGAAUGUUUGUCUCAUCAUAUCACCAUCAAAGUCAUAGGAACCAGUUUCUCUCUAGUACUGCCCACACAAUUAUAUGUAGAUCAAACAAUUAUAGUGCUUUCCUGGGCCCAAAAGUGCACAUUAUCCCAUUGAGAUGAAAUAUGAUGUAACUUUUUUGACCACAGUGGUUUAGAAUCUGCCCAAGAAAUUAGCUGCCCGUAGUCAGUGCUCAUUCACCAUUGAAUUUAUUACACUUAAGGCAACAGCAACUGAAAGUGUACAGUGGAAUAAACUGCCUAUACUCAUACUCUUUAAAUAGUAUUUUGUACACUAAUUGUAAUUACAGUGAGAGGCCAAGAUAAAGAGACUGAAAUGACCACUGUGGUCCUCCUGCUUCAGAUACUUUAUGUAUGAUCAGAUAAACAUGUUGCAUGGUUUCUGCCUCAGUCAGCUUUGUGCUAUAAUUUUUUUACAGCUAUGUAGCUGAGCCCACUAAGCAAGGAAAAUGCAACAGGAACACUUUUGUACGUGAGGAAAAAACAAAUAUUACAUACGCCUAUGAUGAACAGUGACUGCCAAUAAAUUAUUCUUAGAAACAUUAUGCUAAGUGUGUGUGUAUGCUGAUUUGUGAGAAAUUAUUCAGAAGUCCAUGCCUACAAUAUGGGCCAUGGAUUCUAUGUUGUUCUGUGAUGGAUUCUAUCAUGAUGCUGACUGUGAUCAUAAAAACUGAACUGCGGACAUUCAAC
Messenger RNA from Podarcis lilfordi (Lilford's wall lizard), 60555 nucleotides. NCBI's taxonomy places the organism in Eukaryota, Metazoa, Chordata, Lepidosauria, Squamata, Lacertidae. The record is from the annotation of a GenBank genome assembly.